Podarcis lilfordi (Lilford's wall lizard) is the source of this 68922-nucleotide messenger RNA. The record is from the annotation of a GenBank genome assembly. Lineage: Eukaryota; Metazoa; Chordata; Lepidosauria; Squamata; Lacertidae.
AUGAAGCCGCCUGGCAGAACUUCCCUCCGGCGGCAGAAGCAGCAGAAGCAGCAGAAGCAGCCGCCCUUCUCCGGCCGCCGCCGCCGCCGCCUCUCGAGCUCCGCCGCCGCCGCCUUGCUUUGCCCGGCUCGGCUGCCCAGCUCCAUCCCCCUCCUCUUUCUGGCGCUCCUGCUUUUCUGCUCAGGGUCCCCCAGGAUCUGUGGGGUCGCUGCGGACGCCGGUGAGUGCCCGCUUAAGCGGGGGGGGGGGGGGACAGAUCCUGGAGGGAUCCUGUACUGUGCGCGUGAGCUUGGACAGAUCCUGGAUCUCCGUUACACGCGCAGCCCUCUCUCUCUUUUGCGCGCUCGUGUGUGGUGCCAAUGCGCUAAGAAAUAAACGGGGGUGGGGUGUUCUCUUUUUUUGGGGGGGUUGGCAUGUGGUGCCAAUGAGCUACACAUAACGAACCUCGGAGCCUGUUUUAGUCUGCAUCUCCCACCGCCCUGGCUUUUUAAUGUUGGUUAAUAACAGAACUAGAAAAAGGGGAAAAAAAGGGGAGGGGGGGGGGAAAAGAAAAAUCACCUUUUUGCCGUGUGGAGUCUUCGUGACAACCGGCGAGAAGUUCUUGUUCCGCACCGUCCGCACCGAUUUGUUUCGGUCUUGACGCAGUUCCUUACCUCCAUGGCAUCCUGCCUGGUCUUGGGUAGGAAUAAUUGAUCGUGACUGCAGCCGGAUUCCUCCUCUGGUCGCUAACCCCCCCCCCCCCACGUCUAGAUCAUAUAUGUGUGUGUGUCUUUGCGAAUAUGAAGUUGUUUUUACAUGGCAGACCUGUAUAUUUACUGUGUUACGGCGACUGGUGCUUACUGGUUUAUAAGGAUGGGCAUGAAAUGGUUUCGGGAGCUCUCUGAUGCAGCAAAACGCUGCUGGCAGGCUUUCAAGGGUGCUGUUUUUGUGCAGGGUCUUAACGCAAAAUAGAACAAGACAAGCAGGAUAAUGAGGGUUUUGGAUACUGCCCGUUCUUGCACUGCUCAUCCGAGGGAACCUACCUUUUGCGAACAGAAGGGGGGUUGCGGUGUUCUUUGAGAACCCUGGGGUUUUGUCUGCAAAAAGAUAUGUGCUUGUUACUUAUCCCAUGAAGCAUGUUUAUACGGGAGUUUAUUUGAGACUUUCUCUGGUAAGUGUGCUUAGGAGUCCAUCACUAAAGUUAAAAGAAUAGUGAAAAGUUGCCCUUAUGUAAAGGGAAUUGAUUAGCAUUCAGUACACAUGGGUUCAUGGCUUGAGUUCCUUGCAGUAGAAUCACUGAUUUGUACAUAGCCAAAUUUAUGUGGAAAAGUGGCAGGAAUAGGGUCAUGAAUGGCAGGAUUGUCCUUAAAAGAACUUGUUUCAAGGGUUCAGAUCCCUGCAUUUUGAAUUUCAUGAUGCAAAACUAUAUAAAAUCAAAUAAGGAAUUAUAUGUACAAAUAAGUACAAAAUCUAAUCAAAUAAAUUGGUUUCAUGAGGGUUACUGUAUUACAAAAAGUGUUCUGUUCCUCUGUGAAUUCAUGGUAGGUUUGUCUGUCUUCCCCAGCUCUGCAUUGGAAUGAAACUGCAGAAGAAAUAGAAAAAAGCCAGGCAGACGAAGAUACUGCAUUUCAACAGACUAACAGCAGUAGCUACAAAAAUAACAGUCGAAGCAGUGCAUUCCAGAAAGAAAUCACAUUGCCUUCAAGACUUGUAUAUUAUCUCAAUAGAGACUCUGAAAGUCCUUAUCAUGUCUUGGAUACAAGGACAAGGCACCAGCAAAAACACAAUAAGGUAAGGUGUUUUUUAAAAAAUAAAUAAAAGCAAUACAGUUCUGUGACUCGAAAUAGUCAUGUCUCUUGAGGGAUUGUCUUACUUUAAGAAUGUUUAUUCAGCAUGUCUGUAAUGCUUCAGAAUUCACUGCACAGUUCUUGGGUCUGAAAGAUGCGUCAGUCAAAAAAUAGGGUUCAAAUACCAAGAGACUUUGCAGGUAACAAUACCCUUGUCAAAUUUCAAGGAUUAUUACUGCUACCACAGAACAAAACUUGAAGUUCAAACCAUGGUUUACUUGUUUCUUUAGAGGCCUAAAAUAUUUUCCCCUCCAUCCAGCUUACCUGAUUGAGAAAAAUAGAAUCACAUUGGUAGAAUGACUAUGUAAUAUUUCUGUGUCACAGACACAGGGGACCCCAGAGAAUUACAGUUCUAAUUUCUUUAUCUUAAACAGGAAACCAUUUUUUAAGCAAAGCACAAAAGGCAAGAGUCAACUGUCAUGCCAGUGGUUGUGACAGGACUUCCUAUCCUCCCCGCUGCAGCCCCCUGCGCCUGCCCCCCAGUCUGCUCUGGAGUUCCAUUUAACCUUCUGGAGCAGAUUUGGAGGCAUGGGGGUCUGCAGGGGGAGAUGAGGAAAGAUAAGCCAUGUUCCAACAAGUGGAAGUCCAUUGUGCAAGUGGAUACCACAAUUGUGUAUCACUCACAAGUCUUGAUACAGCUAAAAUUAGUCAUGGCUAUGUGCUUUUGAAAACAAUGGCGCUAAAGGUGAUAGCAAUCAACUUGUUCUAUUGAUUUCAAUGGGACUUAAUUGUAGCUAGCUUUAGCUCAGUCAGGUCAUGGUGUUCAGAAGCACAUUACAAAAUAUAUGAAUGACCUUUCUGUUUGCUGACAGUAAUGUACAAGUUGGAUAUAAGUCUGUGAGUUUCAUUUGUUAUGUAUUACAACCUUAUGCCCUCACUUAAGCUGUGCUUUUCCUAACAUGUCCAUAAGAAAUGGGCCCAGAUAUGAGUUUAUCCAGCUACAGAGUCUAUCUGAUAGAGUGUGUGUUGCAACCCAUUUAUGAAUAGAAUUCAGUUCCAGUACUGGUUUGGCAGACUUGGGUAGCUCAGAUGGACUGACAUUACAAAGGAGCUUUUGAAGAAGAACCCUAACUUGGGAGGGAAGAAACCAAAAUAGUCUCAUAAGAAUUAAAUGUCAGGGAGUGUUGAAAGACUUAACUGGGAAAAAGCUGUCAACUGCAUGGGAGGGAGAAUGGAAUCCAGCAACUUGAAAGGGAAGAGGCAAGAAUGGAAUCAGUCAUCUCAUAGGCCAUUUCCUGGUUCACACAUUGAUUUAAAAUGUCACCACAGAAGACAGAUCUGUCCAUAGGCAUGAGUGAAGAAAUUGAAGAUUCCAAUGUACUUGAUACUGGGCAGCCUGCUAAGAAUCACAAAAUGGUGGAGCAAAGCACAAGAUGGAAACAGCCCAGUGAACCCCAAAACACCCCAAUGAGGACUGAACAUGCUCAGUGCAGGAUGGUGACUGGCCAAGGGGGAGUGGAAGGCAGUGGCUGGAAACCUUAACAGGAGCAUUCCACACUGCAACCUGUUUCAGGGGCAUGCUUCUCAUAAGUAUAUUUGCCACCUUGCCAAUAGACACCUGUUUUGUGCUUUCUAAUUGCAGGUGUGCUAUAAGAUUGACAUCAUUCAAUCUUUUUCUCCGAGGGACAGGGGAGAGCCAAUUACCUGCAUUCUAAUAUAGGAUGCUUCUUGGGUACAGUGGUACCUCUGGUUACAUAUGCUUCAGGUUACAUACGCUUCAAGUUACAGACUCCGCUAACCCAGAAAUAGUGCUUCAGGUUAAGAACUUUGCUUCAGGAUGAGAACAGAAAUUGUGCUCUGGCGGCGUGGUGGCAGCAGGAGGCCCCAUUAGCUAAAGUGGUGCUUCAGGUUAAGAACAGUUUCAGGUUAAGAAUGGACCUCCGGAACAAAUUAAGUACUUAACCCGAGGUACCACUGUAUUUAUUAAUAGCAUUAUUUCAAGUUAAAGUGUAGCGCUUCCUCUCAUUAUUAGUAGUUUUGUGUUACUGGAACCAAAGGGUUGCAUGGUAAGCCUGAAGUCUUUGGGCUAUAGCCAAUGUUAAUCCUACUCAGAGAAGACCUAGUCAAAUUAAUGAACCUAAGUUAGUCAUGCCCAUUAAUUAACCUCAUUGGGUCUUCUCUGAGUUGGACAAGCACUGGGUACAACCCUUUGUAUCACGUGUCAGAUCACUUCUGAAACUUAGGAGAUCUUUGACAUCCACUUCAAACUUAGACCUUUGAUUUUUAAAUUAAGGCCACUUCUAUAGCAUUAACUCCUAAAAUCUAACUAUAAUCGCUUCCAAAAUAAUGGGAAAUACUGGAUUAUGGUAAAUAUUAAAAAUAACCAAUUGUGGCAAUACAUGACUGAGAUUCAGAAGGGCUGGGCUUGUGCACAAAACACUCCCUUGGAUGUUCUAGAGGCAGUCAAUUAAAAUGGCUAAUUUCCUUACUAGUUUCCCCCGGAAAAAAGAUAAUGUUCUCAGCCAUACUUGUUGUUCCAUCUGCACAAGUGUUCCAGCCUGCCAGACGGAACGAUCCCCCACUGUCCUCUUUGCACUGUUCUGGGCAUUCUGCUGACCUCUCCCAAGCCUAUUUGGGUGCUCAGGGCUUCCACUGGGGCUUGUUAGGUGAAUCCCGCACAGUAUAUACCAGUGGCAAACUCAUGAUUUGAGAGUGGAUCCUUUGGCAGCCAAAACAGCACUAUCUGUGCGCAGGUGAAAAGUAGUAGAAGGCUUGGGAGAACUCCAUGGUUUAGAGAAGUACCAAAAUAUUUAAAAGAUACUCUUAAGGGUUGUGGGGACUCCAAAAAAGCUGUUAGAGUGCAGGGAACAAAAUGGGAGGGGUAAGAGAGAACAGAAUGGAAUAUGCUAGAAAAAGUGCAUGGCUGGGAUCCAAAACAAGAGCUCUCUAUCCUGCAUCAUUUUGUUGGAGUUUCCAUUUGUCAGGUUCAAAGUCCACCUUGCAUGAGGGUCUCUGGACAGCUUUAGGUUAGUUAAUGGUCUGAUCUAGUCUGUAGGGUGGUUGGGAGAAAAUGAAAAGUCCAUGUAUGUAAUCUUGAGCUUCAGGGAGGGCAGAUUUCAAGACUGAUGAAUACGUGAAUAUCUAUAUGUGGAGCAGGAUUAAUGUGGCUUUGCUGAAUUAAAUAUACACCAAGGUUGGCAUAUCUGAAAGAUAAAGGCCACAGCAAUCUGGAGCCGAGUGAGUGAUUCAGCAAAAGGAGCUGACAGAGAAAAGAGAAAAAUAGCUCUAAAUAUCUGUGAUUCUGAGAUGAAAGACUUCAGUUAAUGCAAUAGUUACACAGAACCGUGUGUGCAAAUCUUGUUUGACAUAGGCCUCUUGUCAGCUGGUUCAUUGUGAAACAUGCUUUAUUCCUCCUAGGGGGUGGUACAUAUAUAGAGACUCCUAAAACACACACGCUUUGGCAGUGGCCAAGAUAUAGAUAUGGGUGAUUUGGAACCUUAUCUUUACAUCUCAACUAAUUGAGAAUGUCACCAUACUUUGUACCCCUCAGUCCCUUCUUCUGUGGGUGUCAACACUUCAAUAAACUCUCCAGUCCUUAUGAAUCAUGCACAUAGUCUUGCAGGCUGCUUACCUCUGCUUGACUGUAUCUAUGCAUGUGUCAUGACACCAACCAUGAGCAACAGCAUAGUCUCUGACUCAGGGGGUGGGGGGAAGAGCCAGCCAGAUUAGAAGGACUGCAGAGGUGCUAUAAUGAAAUCUCAACAACAAGCCUGAACUGGAGCAAGUUGGCCAGGACUACCCUUGAACUGAGACCCCACAGAGGCAAUGCUUCUUUUGCCAGGUUUUGCUGAUAGAUCAGCCACCUCUUUGCCCUGGACUUGACACUCCCUAGUGCUUGCUUGUUUUUGCGGGUCAUGCACCAGAUGGAGUAAACCGAGAGGUGGACGAAUGUUAGGCUCAAACCAGAAGUCUCUUCCUCUUAAGGAUUUUCAGUCCUCAGGAACAGGGUAGAGCAUUGGAUGCAGGAGUAGGAAUGCUUGAGGAAUUUCAUUUCUGUGAAUUCCAAUAUGAAAUAAUCUGAUUUGCUCCUCCUGAAUGAAAGUGUGGAUCAUAAUGUAAUUAUGCUAUUCUUUGCAUUUUACACUUCUCUGAAUUUUAGCGAUACAAUUUUUAGCUCAAAAAUAAUUCAAAAUAAGUUCUAAAAUAUGUAUUUUAGGAUAAAAUACGUUUAGAAAUGCAUACGCUGAAACAGACCUGUUGCUUCAGGGGCUGUGCAACACUAUCUGGAACAGGCUAAGCACCACUUUCAGUAUAAUCAGUACCAUCAAUUAGUAGUACUUCCAUCUUGUCUGGAUUAAAUCUCCAUUUGUUCACCCACCAAUUUCAGUACUCCCAGCCAAUAUAAUUUACAACUUCACUGCCUCCCCAGGACUGGGUGAUGAAAAUGAGAGACUGAGCUGAGUAUCAUCAGUAAACUGAUGACACCUCAGACCAAAUCUCUGGGUGACUUUUCCCAGUGGUCUCAGAUAAUAAGAAUGUGGCUAGUAAUCUUCUAAAUUGCACCAUGCCAAAGGGACCAAGGGGUAGCAAGAUUGCAUUGCAUCUUGUUUACACAGGUAAGAUUGCUUCAAAGAUAGUUUGAGAAAAUAUCAGGAAGGCAGGCUAAAACAGCUACAUAUCAUUUCAUGUCAUUUUUAUUUAUUAAUUAUAAUCAGAACAUUCUUCACAGUACUGUUAGUUGCGGUUGGUUCCCAUUGUGCAUUAUAUCUUUGCCUCAAGAAAGAUAAAAGGAAAGGAAAAUAAAGGAAUUCCAACAUUGUAAAGGUGAGGGGACAGGAGAAAAUGAGUUAUAUAGUUAAUAAGCUAUUACUUAAGGUAGCAUUGUUAGUCUUUUCAGAAUUGACAUAGUGUAUUCUUUGAAGCAAUUUUAAGGAAAAUAAAGCUAUUAUAUUCACAUUAAUAUAUUGUUGUUGUUUAAUCGUUUAGUCGUGUCUGACUCUUUGUGACCCCAUGGACCAGAGCUCGCCAGGCACUCCUGUCUUCUGCUGUCUCACGCAGUUUGGUCAAACUCAUGUUAGCUGUGCUCUGGCUAGGAGUUAUAUAUGCACAUGGAAGCAGAGUCCCUAGCUAGAUGGCAAACUGUGUAUUCAAACUAGUGCUUUACAUGUAGUUCCAGUCCUCUCUUAGAUCCAACCGUUGGGCCUGUCUGCAUGUGUGAUUGCUCAUCUCAGUUUUAGGAGAUGGGAGCAGGCUAGACCUUUCAAAAGGGCUUUGCAUGUGCAGUUCCAGCUGCUGUGUAAAUACAUAGUUGGAUUACAGUCAGUGAUGAUUAUUUUUGGCUAUAGCAGUUGGAAUGCCUGUAGUGAGAGUAUUAAGCGCCCUGAAUGUUAAGAAGGCUAAUAGUCUUCAUUGGGUAUGCCACAACCUCAGAUAAACAAAGAGGUUAUCCUGCUUUGCUUACAAACUCUGUUGAUUGUUUUAAUAGGAUUGCCGGUUCAACAUAAGCAGCAAACUACUGUAGAAUAAUGAAUUAUUUAAAAAGGGAUUCUGAAACAAUUAAGGGCUAAAAUAAGGCUUUGCCACAUUAACUACAUAGUUGCCUUUCCAAAAAUGCUGUCAAAUUCAUCAUGUGGGAAGGAUGAACUAUAAAAAAUUCUUAAUGGUAGGGUGGAGUAUAACUGUGUAUUUCAUAGGAAGAGGACGUAGUGGCAUGUAAUUUCUUGGGGGUUCAUGUUAGUUACACAGCCAGAGUAUCUGAAAUCAUUUUGUCACCAUGAAACUUCUAGAGCUGUAUUUUUUAGGUACUUUUGUUUAUUUAUUUAUUUACAUACUUACUACAAGGUUUAUAUGCUACUGUUUAGCUAGUAAGGCAGGGGUCCCCAACAUUGUGGGGUCUGUGGGCACAAUUGCUCACCAGACAAACUGUGGCAGGUACACUUGCUCUUUUGGCUACAACAGAAUGCUUCUUUCAAGAUUGAUUUUCGUGGGGAUGGGGAAAGCACCUGGAAGAGAUCAAGGUAUGGAUUCAGGACCACAGGUAAUGUUCCUACCUUUGAAGCCAGUCAUCCAAGUUGUCUCUGCAAGGUCCUGGAGCAACUAGCUAAGUUUUAUAACAGGGCUGGGUAGAUGUUGCCUGGGGGCCUGACCUUGGGUACUGCUUCUUGGCUAGUUAAAAGGCUGGUGCUUUCUUCAGCCACUGUUGGUUCCUUCAGAUUAAUUGGCAUUCUAGCUGUGAAGAACGCUCCUCAGAGUUCUGUUGAUUCCCCAAGGUGUUUGUGGACCAGCCAUGAGAGUCUGGCAGCAGGGGUAUCUCUCCAGGGUUUGGGGAGAGGAGGUGGGCUCCAGUGUCCUUGGACCGACACAGGAUGGACCAGGGACUGGAUCUAGCUCCUUCAAAGAACUUCAGUUUGCUGAAGGACACUGCAUCUGAAAAGUCCUGGUUCUAACCUUGGCUCCCCCUUAAUCCUUGUUUCAGACUUUCAUGCCAGGCUCGUCGUCUUCCUCUGACAGCACCCCCCAACUUCUCAUUGAUGGCCAUCAACAUUAAUAAUUAUACUUGUCAAAUAUUUCAAGGAGGAGGCUAUGUAGAUGGCAGCCAGCUCCGUUUGUUUUUCAUUUUGACGUUAUAUUGAGUUUUCAGCCAUUUGAAUUUGACUUCAGACCCACUUAUGGGAUGGAGGCAGGUUUGGAUGCUCCGGUGAGUGAUCUGUGCUAGGAACCAGGAAAUGUAGAACUGUUGGUUCAGCUGGACAUCUCAGUGGUUUUUGAUACUAUCAACGAUGGCAUCCUCAUGGAUCACUUGCCUAGCAUGAGACUUUGAGGCACCAUUUUACAGUGGUUCUGGUGGUAUAUGUUGGGGGACUUCUGUUGGAUGCCUUGUUUCAGGGGUUCCUCCUCAGGUACCAGCUCAGAGGGCCCUUCAAGGGGAUCCCCAGCAUUGAACUUAGCGGACCUAGCAUACUCUAAUCCUGCCCUUAGGCUACAAUCCUAGCUCAUUGAAACAAUUUGUGCAUAUUUCUGAGUAUACAUUUUAUUUUAUUUUAUUUAUUAAAUUUAUACACCCCCCUAUACACAACAAUCUCAGGGCAGUUCACACACACACAAAUUAAAAAACAAUGUUAUAAUAUUUAAUGCAUGUUACACAUGCCAGAAGUUUACAAUUUUCAUACAAAAACACAUCAAGCAGAGGAAGAAUAUAGUGCAAAGUGUCCAUGGUUAGGAUUCCACAGUUUGUGCAUGAGCUGGUGAGCUAUGAAUAAUUUGGCAAACUAACAGAAUAACUUUUGUGUGUUUCUCGCCUUCUCCCACUUCCCUCCUUGUCUUCAGGCUGUGCAUCUGGCUCAGGCAAGUUUCCAGAUUGAAGCCUUUGGAUCUGAAUUUAUUCUUGACCUCUCCCUGAAUAAGUAAGUGCAUGUUUGUGGCCAUUUUUUUCUACCUUUUGUAUUAUUAGCCUUGAGCUGUUUUAGUUUUAUGAAACGAGGAGGCUCUGCAGUAAUUUCCUGAAAUACUGUUUGAUCAUUGAAACCCUUUAAAAGAGGCAAAACCUGUGGAGGAUAUGUCUGUCGAAGGCUACUAACCAUGAUGGCUCAGCUCUAGAUGUGUUUGGGUUCUCCUUGUGAGGUUCCCACAGGCAUCUCCUUAGCCACUGUUGAAAGUAGAAUGCUGGACUAGAUGGGCCAUGGGCCUGAUCCAGAAGGUUCUUCUUAGGUUCUUAUGCUUACCUGUGCUAGGCUGCAAAGAAGUACAUGUAUUGUUGUUAUUAUUAUAUACCGUAUUUUUUGCUCUAUAAGACUCGCUUUUUCCCUCCUGAAAAGUAGGGGGAAAUGUGUGUGCGUCUUAUGGAGCGAAUGCAGGCUGUGCAGCUAUCCCAGAAGCCAGAACAGCAAGAGGGAUUGCUGCUUUCACUGCGCAGCGAUUCCUCUUGCUGUUCUGGCUUCUGAGAUUCAGAAUAUUUUUUUUCUUGUUUUCCUCCUCCAAAAACUAGGUGCGUCUUGUGGUCUGGUGCGUCUUAUAGAGCGAAAAAUACGGUAUUUAUUUUUCCCUGACAAGGACUCAAGGCGGCUUACAGAUAAAAUAAGAACAGCAAAAAACAUAGAAAAGAACUAAUACAAAUCAUUAAGAAACAAUUAAACAUUAAAAGAAUUAAAACUAGGUAGACAAUCAGAACAAAAACAGCAUGCCACCAGCCCCCUUGUUAAAAGCAGUCAGUUCCCCAAAGCCUGUUGGAACAAGGCAGGAGGACAAGAAGUGGGGAGCCAGUCUAAGGGGAGGGAGUUCCAAAGUUGGGGAGCAGCCACCGAGGAGGCCUUCUUCUGCAUCCCUACCAAGUGUCCCUGUGAGGGUGGUGGGACUGAGAGAAGGGCCUCCCUCAAGAUCUCAGAACCCAUAUGAGGGAAUAUGGUCUUUCACUUGGUUGGACCCAAGCUGUGUAGGGCAUUAUAGGUCAUAACCGGCCCUUGGAAUUGUGCUCGGAAACAGACUGAUAGCCAGUGAAGCUGUUAUAACAAGGGAGUCAUAUGCUUCCUAUAACCAUCCCUGGUCAACAAUUUGGCUGCAGCCCUUUCAGAGAGUUGAAGUUUCUGAGCAGUUCCAUGUAGAGUGUGCUAUAGUAAUCCAAAUGGGAUGUAACUAUGGGUUGUAUCUGCAAACCCAGACCCAAGCCUGGCCAUAGCAUUCUGAACUUCAGAUGAUUGUAACUUUUGGUAGUGACCAUAACAAGGUAAGAUCUGUGAAAUGUUAUGAGUCGGUUUAGAAGUGGGAAGGCUUCUAUCCCUCCACACUCCUGCCCUUUUUCUGCCCUUGAACUCUCUCAUGCUUCACUUACCUCUUGCCCAUCACUCCUCCUCAGUAUUGAUUCAAAACCGGGUCUGAAAGCAGAAUGAAGUGGGUCUAGAUAAUCUGCUUAUUCGAAGCAUAUCUGCAGCUGGUUGACUGACACUCUUUCAAUCACCUCGGCCAUUAAGAGAAUAUUAGAGACUGAACAGUAGUUUUCUUAAAUUGCUGGAUCAUGGCAGGAAGACAUCCUCUUUCAAGGCCGUGGGUAUAACCCCCUCCCAUAGUGAGCCAUUAACUGCUCCAUCCAGUAAAUCCCUUCCUGCUAGGUUUUAUUAGUUAUGAUGGACAGGAUUAAAGGCGAUUUAUGAAAAUAAAUAAAACUGGAGAAAAAGUAAAAGGAAAUUAAAUAAUUUAAGUGCAGAGUGUGGCCCCAAAAAAGCAUGGUCAGCUUCUAUGGUCCUUGCUUGACUAUUUCAGCCAUUUUAAGCAAGAAUGCAUCAGCACAAAUAUUUGUCAGCUCUUGCAGAAGCACCAUUCUCUUACUGAAGUUCAGUUAAGAUCUGUUUUUGAUUAUUUUGUUAGUAGCGUGACUGCUUUUGGAGCGAGAAAAGAAUGUUUAUGAAACUUACUGGAUUUGCAACCAGUUAAACUAUUUUAAAACGUGGACUCGCAUAUCAGCACAUCUUUCACAUCCUGAUAAAUUUGUCUCGGGAAUUGCAUUUUAGGUGAACUAGAAGUUAUUUAGGUUCUAACACCUAACUUCUCUGUUCCAUCAUGGUCAAUGAAAUGACAUUCAGAGUCAUGCUUAGCGUUAUCUACUGUCACCAUAAAAAAUGUGUGCAUUAGAAAGGUGCAAAGCAGGUAAAAAACAGGAGUUUUGCUGGAUAAGAAUUGCUUUACUCUAGAGAUGGGAAAAGUCAGCAAAUAAGCCUGAUAGGAAGAAAUCAGAGGUAAAAAGGGCUUUUUAAGGUUCUUUUAAAGGAAAUUGUGGAGGAAAUUUAAUGCACAAAUGCACACUUUUUAAAUUGUUACAGGUCAUUGUACAGUAUUUAUUUUCAAAAAUUAGAUAGGGCAAUAAUCUAUCACACUAGCAGAGUGGCGUUAUGACCUGUUGAGGGUAGUUGGAGAGACACUAUUUAUACUGCAGGGAACACUCAGUGUUCAUUUGCAGUGUUUCUUUGCACAGGUGAAUUGUCCCCUCUUCCUUUAAGGAUUCUUAUCAGUUUUUUCAAGGGUAGGAAAGCUUUGCAACAGUGUCCUUUAGCUGCACUGCUGUGAAAAAUGUUUGUUAUUUAUUUGAAGCAAUUUUAUCCUAUUGAGAAAAGGUUCUCAGAGCAGCUUGCAAGGACCUGAAGAAAGUCGCAUAUAAAGUACAGUAUGCAUUUCAAGCAACAUAAUUGACACAAAGCUGAUAUAUUACCUUAAUGAUUUUAAAAUAAAACAUGACAAAGGAGGUAGAAUGCACAUUCAACGCAGCAAAAUUAACAAAAAAAUUCUUAAACAUUGCAAAUGAAAACAUUACUAAAGGAAGUCAAAUAUAAAAUGUACAUUUAAAGCAGCGUAGUUAGCAAGAGAAUAAAAUAAAACAUCACAAGCAUAGAACAUAUAUGCUGCUGUUGCUGCCAAUCCUGCCAUUGGUGGUUUAUGGUGAGUGGUGGCUGUGGAAGCUCAGGCUCAAUGACCUGGGUCUGUACUAAGGGCUUAUCCACACUUAGCUUUCCUCCAUGCUUUAUUGGCAAGGUAUGUGCUUUAAAGCUCUGUGAGCACCCUUUUUUCGCCCCAGAGCUUUCCCUGCGUAAACCUGCUCUUUAAAGCCGAAUUGGAACAAACGGCAAUCCGCAGAAAACUCAACUUGCUGUUUGUUGUACUUCAGCUUUAAAGAGCGGAUUAUCGCAGGGUAAGGUCUGAGGCAGAAAAGAACACUUGGACACAGAGCUUUAAAGCGCAGACCUGUGCCUGGAAAGCACAGGGCAAAAGUUAAGUGUGGAUAAGCCCCAAGAGACAGCCAAGAUCAGGGGUCAGCAAACUUUUUCAGCAGGGGGCCGGUCCACUGUGCCUCAGACCUUGUGGGGGGGGUGGACUAUUUUUUGGGGGGGAAAUGAACAAAUUCCUAUGCCCCACAAAUAACCCAGAGAUGUCGGAUGUAGAAGGUGAUUGGGCCAGAUCCGGCCCCCGGGCCUUAGUUUGCCUACCCAUGGCCAAGAUGGUCUCUUCAGCAGCCUCAACUUUUGUAGCUGGAGCCAGUUAGGUCCCUGCCCUUCAAGCUAGCUGGGAAAAGGCCUGCAAGGCAGGGAGCAGGUCUUCCAGGACUCACAGCCAAGAUUUUUCACCACCUCUGAGUUGACCCCCUUAGUAUUCUGUGCGUGUGGGUACAAGCCUUUUUCUUCCAACCUGUGAUCUAGUGACUGAUCCUCAUGUUCUGUUAGAGAUACUGAUAAAACAAUGUUUUCGCAAGUCAAUACGUUUUUUUAGCUUGCGUUUCCCCACAGCCUUGGUAGUAUCCACCAUCCUCUUUAACAGUUCUGCCAUUUCUUUUAUUUUCUGGGCUGAUAUCUGUCCCCAUCUUGGUAGCCUUUUGCCUCUUGGUUGAGAAUUUCCUUUCCAGCAGGCUUUUGCCUCCCAGGGUUCGCUGAUGCAUUUAACUUCCUUAACUCUUCUCUUUCCUAAUUUGGUGUAUUGGUUUCAUUGUUAUACUAUAAUGUUGCUUUUGAUAUGUUGUCCUGAGCAUUCAAAAACAUAAAAAGCAGCAUGUGAAUGCUUUGUUCUUAUUUUAUUGUUUGUAUUGUAUUAUUUGUAUGUUUUAAACAAGUUUUAAUUCUAUUAAUGUUUACUUUUAAAAAUGAUUGUUUUUUCUUUGUUUUUAGGGUUUCUUGUUUUAUCUGUAAAACAAGGGGUCCUGUCAGGGAAAAAGCAGGGGUAUAAAUAAAUAUAUAAUAAUAAUAUAAUUUUAAUAAUAAUAUUUGUUUACACACAUGUGUUUCUUAAGAUAAAGUUGUUCAGUUGGGUGUAAGUAAUGCUAAAAUAACACCAUAGUUGAAUACAUCUAAUCUUAAUUUUCAUAGAAAAAAGUACAAGUGAACAUGGUAGAUUAACUGUGAUAAUCAAUAAUUAAGGCAAAUAUUCUUUAUUACUUGCAGGAUGAAUUAUGUUAAAAUAUUGAAUGGAUAGAUAACCAUACUGAGCACAUUCAGGUUUUCUAGCAGUAUUGUUUAAAGAACUAUAUAUAUUUUCUCUCAUUUCUGUGUAGUGAUUUAUUAUCCUCUGAUUAUGUGGAGAUUCAUUAUGAAGAAGGAAAACCACAAUAUUCAAAGGUAAUGUAGAAAUAUUUUAUCCUGGCCAAAGAGUGAACAUAUCCUCUACAUGUUCCCCCCCUCCCUUUUCCUUGCACAUUUCAAACUCUAGGCAGUUUUUGAAGUUCAUUUCCUGUAGUGACAUCUGUAACAGGAUCAUUUCUGUUAGCACACCACCAAAAAGCACCCCGCAUUGUCUGGAAGCAUACCGCAAUAGUUAGGAAAGGACCUCCACAUCGGCGAUCUUGCGUCAAUUUGACACUCCUAAAAUGGUUGCCGCCUAUAAUAUAAUAAUUACAGAUUGUGUACACUUGGCAGUUAGGAACCACUUAACCAACGUAAUUAUUUUUGUUUUAGAGGAGCUAUAUUUAAUCAUAUUUCCCUGUCUGCCAUUAAAUUGAUAGAUGUGUAUUGAGUGAAACUUCCUAUGCCAAGCGUUAACAAAAUUACUGUAACCACAUGAUGUAUAUUCAUUGCUGAAACCAUAGAUCAUGCAUUUUAUGGUUUAUGGAACUUACAGCAUUAAGUAGGGCAUAUCUUAAACGUAUCAUAAAUGUUUGCAGAUUUCUACUAAUUCUCACCUGUUCAAGUUCUGUGCAAAAGUGUAGAAGUUGGUAUUCUAACUUUACCCAUUUCUGUACUGUUAAGUUUGAAAAAAAGUAUUUAAAGUAUAGCAUGUCAGUUAGGAUUAGUGGAACGUAAAACUACGUUGCCUACCUCAUUGCAGUGCUCUCAGUCUGGCUGCUUUCAUGGAACCAUGCCUCCUUAGGUCAUAAUUACUGUAUUUUUUGCUCUAUAAGACUCACUUUUUCCCUCCUAAAAAGUAAGGGGAAAUGUGUGUGCGUCUUAUGGAGCGAAUGCAGGCUGCGCAGCUAUCCCAGAAGCCAGAACAGCAAGAGGGAUUGCUGCUUUCGCUGCGCAGCGAUCCCUCUUGCUGUUCUGGCUUCUGAGAUUCAGAAUAUUUUUUUCCUUGUUUUCCUCCUCCAAAAACUAGGUGCGUCUUAUGGUCUGGUGUGUCUUAUGGAGCGAAAAAUACGGUAUCCUGCCUUUACUUACAGAGAUCGGCAUUACCAUUAUCCUUUGCAGGUGAUGGUGCUUCAAAACUUUCCAUAAGGAUUUGAGAGACUUGAGACUGUGGGCCUGUUUAGAUGUUAUCUCUCCCCUUGCUUCUGUAUAUGUGAGAUCAGAGGGAAACUUUGGGCUUGUGUGCUUACUCCCUUUGCUUCAGUCACCAUGCAUGCAUAGACGAUGUCGAAACCUGGAAAUCCUAUGGGGUUUUUUUAAGAGUAUGCCUCUAAUGUUCAAAAGGGAAUCAGUGUUGAAAUAAUUGUUGGAUCUCACAGUUGGAUGUUAACUUUUAUGUGUGGUGAGGAAGUUUUGGUAAUCCUGGGACCGUUCCACAUUUCUCUGCAUGUAGAUGUUGUGCCGCCCUCAGUUCCAUGUUUCUCUGUUGCACUGUGGGAGGUCAUGGUGUAUGUACUGCUACCUCAUAUGCACAGCUGCAAUAAGACUGAAAAAUUGGGAACCUAGCAACUUCAUUGGCUUUCAAAUGAAUUUACAAAAUACAGUUAUUGUGUUGUUUUUGUUAAAAAGCCAUCUUCCUGGCCCUUACUCAAUGCUAAAGGGACUAUUUGCAUUAUCAGCAGCUCCGGAGUUGCUGAGUCAUGAGUCUUGCACAGAACCUUUGAGUCAGCAAUUGCACCAUCUUUGCAUGCUGCAGUAACUUGAUCUAGAUUUCCUUGAGGAUAUUUACAGACUCAGUUGAUUUGGAAACACUGAGAAGAACCUUGAAAUCGUGUGUUCCAUAGCAGGUAUCAUUACAUUCCCCAAAUGCAGAACUGAUUUAUUACCCUGAAGGUCAAAGAUAGCCCUUUAAUAUUUAAUUUAAGGAUAGAUUUUAAUUAAUUUUUAAAUUUAAAUUUAAAUUGCCCAUAUGUGGAGACUUGAAACUGAGAUGAAAUAAUUUAGAAAUAAUUGCUGCAAGACCAACAUAUAAUUGCUUCUUUGUGACCUUUGCAAUAAGCCUUUUGGAAUGCGCAAACCAUAGCAUACAAUUUUACUGAAAGCACUGGCUGACCGCAGAGGCAUUUGGGCCUUCUGUUAUUAUCUUAACAGUUUUGUGCCAGAGUAGAGUUAGUAGUAUGCUCUUCCUGUGUUCCUUAGUGACCAGAGAGAAUAAGUACAUCAUUACAUAUCUGGCUAAUUUGCUUUGUCAUUUACUUUCUUGAUCAGCUAGUAAUCAUUAUUUUGUUCGUCUUCUCACAGGGCAGUGUUUUCCAGAGAUCUUUAUUUUAUGCAUUGAUCUUAGAAAACAAAGUGAAGAUAGCAACUCUGGUUUCAGAUAGAAAUACAGUGGUACCUCGGGUUACAUAUGCUUCUGGUUACAUAUGCUUCAGAUUACAGACUCUGCUAACCCAGAAAUAGUGCUUCAUGUUAAGAACUUUGCUUCAGGAUGAGAACAGAAAUCGUGUUCCGGCGGCAGCAGGAGGCCGCAUUAGCUAAAGUGGUGCUUCAGGUUAAGAACAGUUUCAGGUUAAGAACGGACCUCCGGAACGAAUUAAGUACUUAACCCGAGGUACCACUGUAUAAUAGAUUCAGAUUGUACGUCAUAUUACUUAAAUCCAGUGCUUUUUUUCUUAAAAAAACAAAGUUUAGGGGUACUCUCAUUUUGACUUGAGAAAAUCACCAUUUUAUAGUUAAAAUCGGGAAAAAUAAAUACAGUAAAUGGACAAAACUACGAAGAUUCACAAAAUGUAAAGGGGUAUGCGUCCCCCCAGAAAAAGAGCACCCCUUAAACCACAGACUCCUAGAUUAUCAGUCAAUUGACUAUAUUUCUAACUCCUCUGUAAAUAUUGUGCUCUUCUUUUAAAAGAACAAUAGAUUAUUAUUAUAAUAAAAACAUGUUAGUAGGUAUUUUGGCUCUUAAAACAUCAUAAAUGAAGCAGAUACGUCUAUAGUUCAUUAGAAUAUAGGACUGAUGAUUCCUCAAGAACUUUCCUUCGCAACAUUAGUUAAAGGUUUGAAUUCUUAAAAAUUCUAAUCCUACUCACUGAGUGGAAAGUUUAGCUGAAUCUUAGCUGAAUCUGUUUAGAACUGCAGCUUUAAUUCAGUGUAGCUUUUUGUUUGUUUGUUUUAUUUAGGAAGGAGAAAUACAUGCUUCUUGUACUUUCCUUAAAAAAUGCUGGAAUUCAAGGAGACUUGCUUUUUGUCCUGAAUAGACUUUAUGCAUACACCCAAGCGAUCACUUACCUUAUACAGUCCAGGUGAACGCUAACCCUUUUAUAAACAAAUUGCAAAAACCUUAAAUGAAGCUGUCCAUUUUAUUCCUCAGGGAGGAGAACACUGUUACUAUCACGGGAACAUCAGAGGUGUCGAGAACUCCAAAGCUGCGCUUUCAACAUGCAAUGGACUCCAGUAAGUACUGGUAUUAUCACAGAACCAUAGAACUUUAGAGUUGGAAGGCACCCCAAGUCGAACCCUCUGCAAUUCAGGAAUCUUGCUAGUUUAUGUAGUUGCAGGGACGUCUUUACCAUUGGGCGUAGUGGUGCGGUGAGCCAGGGCGACAAGCGGUGGAGGGCACCAGGCGGAGAGUCUGGGGAGGGGAGAGUGGGGAGAUAAGCGAGGUGGAGCAGGGGCUUGGUGCCUGCGUGCCUCCAGCGCCCAUCGGAGGUGGGAAGGCUCCAGAUGCUUUCCCGCAGUCCAGAUGUGCUGGUCUCGAGGGCUAACCGUGAGGCGAGGUCCGAGUCCAGUCCGAGGUUGAGGGUGCAGUAUGGAGGCAGUCCGUCAAAGCUGAAGCUGGGUCCAAGGCAGGGAGUCGGGUGAGGUCAGGAGCUCCGGCAGAAAAGCAGGACAUGGUGCAGGCAGGAACAGGCUACCAACAAUGUUGCUCCCACAACUUGGGACUGGGGCUGGCUGGCUUUUAUCUGCCCCGAGGCAUAGGGCGGCCCCGGUCCACAGGUGACUCGCCUCUCCUGGCCUGGAGGUGAGCACUCCUCCUGUGGGAACUUAGUUCCCCCGCCUCUCUGCCCUGAGCCUCUGCAGCUCAGGAGAGGCUGGAGGGUUACCGGACCCAGAGGCAACCUCACUUUCCCCCUGACGGGGCUGAGAGUGGAGCACCUGCAGGCAAUGGGUCCUCCAUCACCUCAGGAGCCAGAGCAGACUCAGUUGGUGCCUGCACCUGAGGAUCCAGCACAGGUGAGGACCCUUCAGGCUCAAGCCCCAGCCCCGGCUCAGCUGGUUCUGGAGGCGGGGAAUCCUGUGCAGGCUGGGAUUCCUCAGGUUCAGCCUCCAAGUCCGAAUCCCAGGCCAUCACACCGGAGCUCUCUUCGCUGGCUCUGCGACACACCACCUCCUCGGUUGCAUCCCAAGCUCUGUGCAUAAUAAAUGUGACUCUAUCACCGCUUCUCCCUGUCCACUCCAAAAGAUCCCCGCGCUCAAGGCUACACGCUGCAACUGCUGCCCCCAGCGCCCCUCCCUCCUUCCCCGGCUUCUCCACCCCAUGCACAGAGCCUGCCUCCUCCCGCUGCCCCCACCACCUCUGCACUCCUUCACACGAACCGCAUUUCCUUCCCCUGUCCAUCCCCUUCCACGCUUUCUCCUCCCCCCCUUCCUCCCCAAGCAAGGACGGCAAGACUGCAACUGAGUGAGCGUGCUUCUCCGCUGCAUCGACACGGACGGCCCAGUUCACUUUGCCUGUCUCUGCCCAGACGAGACCCCCGCCUGCCUCCCGUGCCACCCCCAUCAUGCCCGGCUGCCCAGCCCCACACCAUGAUCCCACCGUGGGAGCCGAUGCCCAGCCACGCGCGAGCAGCACGGGGCAACAGCGUGAGGGCGGGAGCAGUCUUUCCUAAAAAACUUUAGCCCCCCCCCAAAAGGUCAGCAACUCGGGGGGAGGGGGGUCGCCGGAGGGAUCUUUGCAGCAUGGCGCCGGAUAUGCUUAAGAUGGCCCUGUAUAGUUGCAACAUAGUUACAGGAUGGGAUGGUGGGGAGGUGGGGAAGUCUCCCUCUCCUGAUGAGCCCCUCUGAUGCUUCUGCGGCCACCUCACAGUCAGUGAAUGCUUUAAGGAAUUGUGGAGGAAGGUGAGAGGCUUGCAGAGAAGGUGCGCAGGGUGGGUGGCCAGGAAGGGGUUAUUUGGGAAGUCUCAGAUUUAUUUCCAGUUCAAUCAAAGGUGAGCAGCUGAUGUGAAUGCUUGGAUGAACCAAGGGGAUCUUCCUAGACACCCAUAUUUUUAACUAUGUUUCUGAUUCUAUGGUUCUGCGGAGCUGAGUGUUAUUUUAAUUUCAGGUAGGUAGCCGUGUUGGUCUGACACAGACGAAAUAAAAAAAAAAAUAGUCGGGGAGCACCUUAGAGACCAGCUAGGUUUGUUCUUGGUAUAAGCUUUCAUGUGCAUGCACACUUCUUCAGAUACACUGAAACAGAAGUCACCAGACCCUUAUAUAUAGUGGUGGGGUGGGGUUUUUCUCAGGAGGGUAGUAGGAGAUGGGUGAUUGACCGAAUGGGUAUAGUAAACCUGUUGACAACUGUUAAUGACUGCAAUUAGUCCAACAGGAAAAAGCAAGGGUAGUAUGCAGAUGACCAGAAACAGCUUUAGCAUGUGUAAUGAGACAAGAAUCCAAUAUUCAGACCAGGUCUUUCCAUAGUUUUCAGUAUAUAAACCCUCCCACUACAGUCAUACCUCGGGUUGAAGUAGCUUUAGGUUAAGCAUUUUUGGGUUGUGCUCCGCGGUGACCCGGAAGUAACAGAGCGUGUUACUUCCGGGUUUUGCCGCUCGCGCAUGUGCAGACACUCAAAAUGACGUCAUGCGCGGAAGCGGUAAAUCGCAACACGCGCCUACGCGGGUUGCAUUUGCUUCAGGAUGCGAACGGGGCUCUGGAACGGAUCCUGUUCGCAUCCAGAGGUGCCACUGUAUAUAUAAGCGUCUGGUGACUUUUGUUUCAGUGUAUCUGAAGAAGUGUGCAUGCACACAAAUGUUUAUACCCAGAACAAAGUUAGUUGGUCUCUAAGGUGCUACUGGACAAUUUUUUAAUUUUUUAUUUAUUUAUUAUGUUAUUUUAAUGUUAUUGAUGGUUAUCACUAUUCAUUUUUUUCUGGUUUUAAGAUUAUGUUUUAUAUAUUGCUUAAUGGUUUUGGAAGCCUCUUUGGGAGUGUUUGCCCUAAACAGUCUUAUAACUAUAUUAAAUAAAUGGAUGGGCGCUGUACUCAGAUAUUCCAGUCUGAAACAGUACUGAUGAUUCUGUAAAUGCCUACUCUGGUAUAGCUUCCUUGACUUGAUUAUCUUAAAUCUAUGUUUUUUCUUAUAUUCUAGUGGUAUGUUUGAAGAUAGUUAUUACCUAUAUUUGAUAGAGCCUUUGGAAUUGACUCACAGUACGGUAAGUUAAUACUGAGCUAUGUAGGUGUUGUUUUGGUUUGUUAACUGAUAGGCUUGAAUAGAAGAUAAGAAUUCUGUAGGUUAGUAAUAUGUUUGCAAACUGCAAUUCCAUCUACACAUAUAGUAGUACUCAUUUGCAGUUAAGAUUUUGAAAUAGAUGCAAAUGCUCAGAUUUAAAGUUAUAUUUCAGCUUACAAAAGAAAGGGGUGGGGAAACAAAAAAGGGGGAGGUAAUUAUUUGCUUGCUUAAAUUACAACCUCAUAAACAAAAAUGGACACAUAUAUGACUGAAGAUCAGAAACAUCUUGCCAGCAAUCAGCAGGAGAAUCCAGGUUUCAGAGACUUUUGUCAUCUAAAUGCAUAUUCAUAGAAUAUGAAGAUUAUUCUUUAUUCUUUAAAUAAGGUAAUGAAUAUUCAAAUAUAGCAAACAAAAUCAGUUGUACAUAAAUCAGAUUCCCCUUUUCCCUUGAAGGCUUCCAGCUUCAGGGAAACUCUGAUUCAGUAGAUAGACUUUAGGCAAACUUCAGAGGAUCAGGACUAUUCCCUUGUAUCUGAAGAUGUGGUGUGGAUAAUAGAUACAGGUCCCCCCACGUGAGGCUCUCUGCCCCAGCCUCUUCCUGCUCACUAAACCCUGUUUCCUCUUCAGCUUCCGAAACUUCCUCCUCCCAGUCUUCUCCAUCUAACUGCUUACUGUCAUCCCACCUCCAGUCUGCUGGCUCUGAGCCUUCUUCCCCUGGGGGUUCUUUUAAGGGUUCCCCAGCUGGUGCCUCCCCCCCACUCCUCUGCAUCUAGCCAAGUCCAUGACGGAAGGAGAGGGGAGAUUGUUUCAUCAGCACAAGCAUUGCUGCUUGCCAGACAGAACAAUAAUAAUGGCAUGACAUUGAACUCCUCACUAUAUCACGUAGUGUGGCUUUGCACAGUUGGGUUAAUUGAUUAGGCUGUUGCCUAAUAAGUUAAUUUAAAGGGUGGAGCUUCAUACCCAUGAACAAUACAGUGGUGCCUCACAAGAUGAAAUUAAUCCGUUCCGCGAGUAUCUUCGUCUAGCGGUUUUUUCGUCUUGCGAAGCAACCCUAUUAGCGGCUUAGCGGAUUGGCGCUAUUAGCGGUUUAGCGGCUAUUAAAGGCUCAGCCGCUUAGCGGAUUAGCUGCUAAAAGGCUAUUAAAGGCUUAGCGGCUUAGAAAAAGGGGGGGGAAAAAAUCUCAAGACUCGCAAGACAUUUUCGUCUUGCGAAGCAAGCCCAUAGGGAAAUUCGUCCUGCGAAGCGCAUUGAAAACGGAAAACCCCUUCGUCUAGCGGGUUUUCCGUCUUGCGAGGCAUUCGUCUUGCGGGGCACCACUGUAUUCCAUAAAUUAGAGUGUCUUGACCUUGAAUUUGUCCCAUGAAUGACAGACCUGUUUUUCUCUUUUGUUACAGAGAAGUACAGGGAGACCACAUGUCAUCCAGAGGACGCUGGGAACAAAUACUUCCAAGCAAUUGGAAGACCUUGGUAUGGGACUUUUGAUACCCUUUUGCAGUGAUAUUUAAUGCUAUACAGUGGUACCUCAGGUUACAUAUGCCUCAGGUUACAGACUCUGCUAACCCAGAAAUAGUGCUUCAGGUUUAGAACUUUGCUUCAGGAUGAGAACAGAAAUCGUGCUCCGGCGGCGCGGCGGCAGCAGCGGGAGGCCCCAUUAGCUAAAGUGGUGCUUCAGGUUAAGAACAGUUUCAGGUUAAGUACGGACCUCCGGAACGAAUUAAGUACUUAACCUGAGGUACCACUGUACAACGACUUUGUCAGUUAUAAAUCAUUUAACUUUCUGCUGUAACAGAAAGGAAGUUUAGGGAAGUUUUUAAUGUUUAAGGCUGUAUUGUUUUUAACACUUGAUUGGAAGCCGCCCAGAGUGGCUGGGGAAACUCAGUCAGAUGGGCGGGGUAUAAAUUAUUAUUAUUAUUAUUAUUAUUAUUAUUACUACUACUACAAGGGCUGAAACAAUUGGUGGUUGUCUGUAUUUGAAUGCUGCAGCAUUAGAAACCUCUUCGGAUGUUCUUUGAACGUGUGCAGAAAUAAAAUGCGGAGGUGGAGCAGGACUGCGCCUGUUUCCAUCAGUGUCUCCAUCCUUACUGUUUCCAACCCUGCGUGUGGCAUAUUGAGCAGAAGAUCUGAAGAGGGAUCCUUUGCACAUUUGGCGAACACACUUAGAAUCCUUCCUGUGGUUAAGAGCCUCAUGUAACCAGGGUUCCUGAUUGUGGGGGUGAUUAUAAGCAUGUUUAGCCAAACGUGAAAACUCUCCUUUCAGCCCUUCCUUCUGAAUGAGCAAAGGUGGGAUGUGGAGUCUGUGGAGAUGGGGACUUGGAGGGUGGGUCUGGUGAAUAUGCUUCUGCUCGCUCUCCAUGCAUUAUUCUCCCACACUUCUGAAGAAUGCCUGGAGGCAGGGGUGACCUGAGGGGUUUCAGCACCUUAGGGGAAGCACCUCGUUGCCACCCCCAUGAUGGGGGGGCGGGCAAACUCCACAAGAGCUUCUGCCCCUCCUGGGCAGAAGGGGUGAUUCCCCCCUCCCUGGCUUGGCUGCAAAACGGGGUGGCGGAACAACCCCCUUUUGCCAACUCAGCAGGAGGGGAGGUGUUCCACAGAGCUUUGCCACCAGUCCCUCUCUGCCCCAAGAUUCGGGGAAACCAGCUGGGCAACAGAAAGUGGAUGAUGUCUUGGAGGGGUGCCACCAGACACAGCUGCCUCACCCUGCCUUAUGGGUGGGCUGGCUCUGCCUGAAUGAGACCAACAUGCUCAAUUUCCCUGCAGAACUAGGUAAAGGUAAAGGGACCCCUGACCAUUAGGUCCAGUCGUGGCCGACUCUGGGGUUGCGCGCUCAUUUCCACUUUAUUGUCCGAGGGAGCCGGCGUACAGCUUCCAGGUCAUGUGGCCAGCAUGACUAAGCCGCUUCUGACGAACCAGAGCAGCGCACGGAAACGCCGUUUACCUUCCCGCCAGAGCAGUACCUAUUUAUCUACUUGCACUUUGACGUGCUUUCGAACUGCUAGGUUGGCAGGAGCAGGGACCGAGCAACGGGAGCUCACCCCGUGGCGGCGAUUCGAACCGCUGACCUUCUGAUCAGCAAGUCCUAGGCUCUGUGGUUUAACCCACAGCGCCACCUGCAUCCCGCAGAACUAGGUAGACAUAAGCAAUAUGGUUGAUGAUCUUCCUUCCUUAAAAUAUCCCUUUUUCUUUUUCAAAAAAUAAUAAUGAUUUUUAGUGACAACCUGAUACUUACCUUAAUGGUGAAAAUGUUAGGAUUUAAUUGGCAUCUACAGAUGAGGAAAUCACAUUCCAGUUGUUUAAAAUAUUUUUGCCAGUGCUCAUGGAAUUCUUGCAUUUCAAAAUGUGUAGCUUUUUUAUCCAUAUAUUUUUUUGGUCAGUGUGCAGUAGUUAAACCCCAGUAGUAAAUUAUUCUCUGAUUCUGGUAGUGCCACCCAUAUUGAUUCUCUGAAGGAAUCUGUCCCUUUUUGAUUUCUAGUUAGUUGGACUCUGUGUCCUCUGAUGCCACAACUGAUGGAGCACUGGUAGUGUGAAUCAGUGUGUGAUUUUGGGUAGUCAUGGACACCAGGGAUAGGAUUAAGGAGGCCGUUCAGUGGUUCCAAGGUGAAAGAGCUACAUGCAGAAACUGUGUCUGAGAACAAUUUUGGUAAACGGCAGUAAAUAAAGUUGUCAGCUAAGCACGUUAAACAACAAAAAUCAUGUCUAAAUAAACCUAAAUAGGUUUAGCCCUUUUUAAGGGGGUGAAGAUAGAGAAUUUGGGGGACAGCACAGCUGAUUUUGUAAGCUAAUCUGCUGCUCCCUACAUAUGACCCCUGCAAUUGCAAUUUGAGACAGCAGUAGUGGUAAGGCCAGCCCUGCAUGGAAGGCCAGAAAAAAUAUAUAGAUCUAGGCAGCCCAUUUCUUCAAGAAGCACCACAGUUUGCUUGCACAACAUGGCUAAGAAUGGCGGAUUUGAAAUAGACCUCUAGGUUGCCAGAUCUUGGGGGAAACAAAGGAUGGAGUCCAUCAGAGAGGAGAAACAGAAGAAGCGCCAGUGCAGGGGUGGAAAGGAGACACAAACUGUUAGACGCACAGGAAAUUGAUUUAUUGGCCAAUUUGAUAAAGCUGUGGGUAAUAUCCCAUGAAGCUGAAACUUCUUUGCUAUUGUUUUUUUCUUCCAUAGAUUAUGACUCUACUUCUGAAUGGCCCUUCCUGUCUGAGUUGCAAUGGCUAAGACGGAAAAGAAGGAGGAGAGCUGUGAGUGUUAUCAGUAAUGCUGUGUCAAUCACACAAUUUUCAAAUAAGUGUAUUUCUUCUGUGUUCCUGGCAUAAGAGAAAAGAGGCAGAAGCUAAAAUUAUCUUACAUUGGAUAUAUAGCUGCACUCAAAUUGAUGAUUUGCUGUUUCCUACCAGUAAAGAUUGAAGAGACCCAGUGUACAGUCUGUAUAAUUGCAUAUUUUUGUGGGUUCAGAAAAACCCAGAAACAAGUAAACAAGUUUGAAAGAUGCAAAAGAAAAGGAGGUGUGCGUACAGAGAUCAAAUUGAAUUGUUAUGCAAAUCACUAAUGAUAGCAUGAAAUGGUGCACGAAAAGCUGGUGUAAAGAAUGAAGAAAAUUAUAAUUUCAUCCUGAAAUACUGCAAGCCCUCCUCUUUAAAUAGUAGUUUGCUCAGGAUUUGGGAUAAAUUCAAGGACUGAGUUAGCUAAAUCACCAUUUGCUGCUGGAAUGUAUGUUUUAGAUUUUAAUCUUAAUAUAGAAUUAGAGCCUUUUACACCAGGGGUUGCCAAUUUUGUGGGGACCAACAGGUGCAUUGAAGUUUUAAGAUCGUGCCACCAGUCUCAAAAUGGCAUAGCACAAAAUGGCUGCUACGUCUGUAAGAGCAGAAAAAAGAUAGGACCACAAAAUGGUGUGGCCAUGCACCUCCCAUUGGCCUCUCCCAUCAGUGGGUGAAAAGGCACCCACAUCAGCCUCUACUGCACAUGCUCACAGAAGGAAGCUUUUGUGCACCUUUUCUGCACCUCCCACAUGAUCAGAGCAGAAGGGAAGGUGGGUGUCUAAUCCAGACAUCCAGUGUAGUGUUGGUAUGUUGAAGGGAGGGGUGUUCAGUGUAGGAGAGGCCGAGCCAGAGCAAACAGAAACUGAGCAGGAAGAGCAGCCUCUUGUGUAAUGUGUAUUUUUGAGAAGAUACCUUCCACUGGGUGCCACUGAAUGUACUGGUGGGCACACUGGCAUGUGCGGAUGCCACGUUGAAGACCCCUGUUUUGCACUGCCAGGCAGUAAUGACUAAACACAUGAAACUGCCUUAUGCCUUAUGAAUGUCAGAUCAACAGUACUACCCUGACUGGUAUCUGAUUCCAGGCAGAGCUCUUUCCCAGCUCUUAACAGUGGAAGCUGCUCUGUUAGGGCAAUGCCCCAUUAACCUGCCCUUCAGCUACCACUUGCCUGCCCUUUUACCUGCAACCAGCCCAGGGCAGGGGGUAGCCCUGGCUAUCAGCUUCCUCCCCGAUAGCCUUGGUGUUGCUCUUGUAGCAGGGGGAAGGAUAGGGACAAAGCUAGAAUCGGUUGGCUCUGCCAGUCAUUUGCUCUGCCUCCACUAAUUGUUGGCCCCUCUGCCUUUCCCCCUUACUAGUCCCAAUGAGCACCAGCAACCACUGCCCACUGCCUUAGGUAUUAUUGACUGAAGAUGCCAGGGACUAAGCUUGGGACUUUGUAAUAAAGUUUAAGCUCCACUCCAAUGGAUAUGAUUUGUAAAAUGGCCAUGGAACAGAUCAGAAGAACAAACAUGCCAAUGAAAUGAAUAUAUUAUAGUAAGAAAUGCUGUCAUUAAAAUAUAUAAUCCUAAACCCUUGAGAGGUUUCAGUUGAAUCAGGUUUAGGUCCACAGAACAGCAUUGCAUGGCAAUUGAUAAAGCAACCCUAAAUUCAUUUUUAAAAAUCCAACUAUAGCUUUUAAAAUCCUUCAGGUUUCCCGUGGCAUAUUUGAAGAAAUGAAAUACUUGGAGCUCAUGAUUGUUAAUGACUAUAAAAUGGUAAGCUGGCUGUAUUAAUUAAUUCUAUUGUUAUCUAAUUUAGUUACAAUAUGCCCUCUUUUUUACACUUAUUGUCUGCUGCAAAUGUUAUUUACUGAUACAACUUCCUCUAUUUAUUACAGUUACUGAAAUCCUACCUUUCAGGAGGAGGGGUAGGAAAGAAAUGAUAAAUGAUGAUAAAUCCAAUGUUUUGCUGUUGUUAUCUUCAUUUAUUACCCAUCCUUCGCCUUAAGACUCUAGGUGGCUCAGAACAAUUUAAAGUGCAGCAUUAAAAAUAGUUUAAAACAAAUUACAACCAGAAGAAUAUUGUUGAUUCUAAAAAUAUACAUCUUGGGCCAAGGAAAAUAAGAUAAAUUGUCACCUUCCUGAUUUAUGUUCAGAUUGCCCUGGCCCUGACCACCCAUCAAAUUUGGCACCUGAGACUGAUCCUGAUAAGGAUCUGGCCUGUGAAGCCAAAAAUGUUCCCUACCCCUUAAGGCCUACAUAAUUUAGUUAUCAUGUUCCAUUUUAAACACUUUACUGAUUUUAUCUGUGUUUUAGUAUGUAUACUUGUUUUUUCACCGUACUGUGAAUAAUAGCUGCUUUUAUCAAUAAUUUUAUUAUGUACACAGGUUAUAUAGUUUUGUGAUUAAGUGGUACAUAAUUUUUUCCAAGUAAUAUAUAAAUCUGUUUUGAUAGUCUGAUUCACAGCCUCGCAAUAGUAUUGUUGCACUUAAAGGCGGAAUUGAGAGCAAAUGCAAAGGAGACAUGGGACCACUAGCUCCAGGAAUCAAAUAUAUUUUCAAAGUGAAACUGAUGGGGGAAAGUUGUUGCAGUUAACUAUUUUAUAGUAGUUCUCCCCCUUUUCUUCAUGACACAAAUGCUUGUGAAUUCCAUAAACGUUAGCAGUUCAAGAGGAAAACACUGAUUAGCAGAGCCGCUGUUUGUUCUUUGCAUUGCCAGGAGGCAAACCUCUUGAUCAAAUUAUGAUUUAACAUUUUUCUUCUAGUUUAAAAAGCACCGAUCAUCCCAUGCUUACACGAACAACUUCGCGAAAUCUGUGGUAAAUCUUGUGGACGCUGUAAGUAUUGCAGUAAUUGGUACAAUUAAUGCCUCAUGAUUCAACAUUUGACUUUGCAGACGUUGGGAUGAAAAUAGUGGUGACAGAGGAUGUAAACUUGCACAACCUUGGGAGCACGAACCAGUAUAUACCAAUGGCAAUCCUACUAAUCCUUAUGUAGCCAAAAGGGAGGUAUCAGGAGGCCUGGAGGAACCUCUGUAGAUCAAUAUAAAAAAUUGGGCUGGGUGGGGGUGUCAAAUACCCCAAAACAGUGAGGACUAGGUGUGAUUAGUGUUCACAGAACUCUGACUGACUGGGUGUGUGGUGGUGGGGAGGCUACAACUAAAAACUAGGAAAGGAGAAUGUAAUAAAGUAUCCUGGAAAACGUUUAUGCAGGCCAAACGGAAUAAUGAAUGGGAGAACUCCAUGCUGCAGCAUUUUGCUGCAGGUUCCACUUGUGACUUUUUAGUUCUCAUUUUAUUUACAUCCUGCUGUAUCAUUAAACCAAAAAACAUCGGUUUACAACAAUAUACGGUAAAACCAGAACCGAACAACAAAAUUACAAAAAGUUAAAAGCAGAAACAAAUUAAAAACGAAACAUCAAAAGACCAUUGUGGGGGAUGUACCAUAUUUUUCCGUGUAUAACACAACCUCAUGUAUAAGACGACCCCUAUUUUUGGAAACCCUCAACAGUUGUUGAGCUUCUUUUGUAAGUUCACUGAGCUGUUGAGCAGCUUUUCGACGAUCCCCUGCUCUGGCUGACGGAACUGGUGCUGUAAUACACUGCAUAAUAAUAAUAAUAAUAAUAAUAAUAAUAAUAAUUUUUAUUUAUACCCAGCCCAGGCCGGGCUCAGGGCAGCUAACAAGCAAUAAUAUAAACAAGUUGAAUGAAUACAACUUAAAAACAAGAUUAAAAUACAACAUUAAAAUAUUGAAACAUUAAAAAAUUAAAAUGCAGCCUCAUCACUGGAGGAGAAAGGAAAAAGAAAAAAGAAAGAAGGGGAGGGAAUCAGAUUGGCUCCAAGCCAAAGGCCAGGUGGAACAACUCUGUCUUACAGGCUCUGCGGAAAGAAAUCAGAUCCUGCAGGGACCUGGUCUCAUGAGGCAGAGCGUUCCACCAGGCCAGAGCCAGUGUUAAAAAGGCCCUGGCUCUGGUUGAAGCUAAUCUAAUUUCCUUAGGGCCCGGGACCUCUAGGGUGUUGCUAUUUAUUGACCUUGAGGCUCUACCGGGAGAGGCGGUCCCGUAGGUACGAGGGUCCUAGGCCGUGAAGGGCUAGGUCAAAACCAACACCUUAAAUCUGACCCUGUACUCCACCAGGAGCCAGUGCAUACUGGCACUCACCAAAUAUUCUUCCUAAGCCUGGAAGAGCGGGUAAGCAGCCUCCUCUCCAUUUCCCUGCUACCGCCGCAGCACCAGCCCUCGCUUACUUAGCAUAUAAGACAACCCUCAAUUUAUCACAAAAAAAAUCAGAAAAAAGGUUGUCUUAUACAUGGAAAAAUACAGUACUCUUAAUGGCAGAAUAGAAAAGUUUUCAGCGGGCAUUAAGAAGUUGCCACCCAAGACCAAUUCAGUUCAAUAAGUAGGUCACCAAACGUUAUAUGAGACGUCAACACAUCAUGCCCAGUUAAAUCACCCGGGCCAAGACACAAUCCAAAGAAACAUGCGACAACAAACCUGAAGUGAUGUGGAGCCUACUGUAAUAAUGGUGUCUGUGUAUAUAACACCUUGAUUAACAUAAUUUUCUAAAUAUUGUUAUGGUCUUCUGUUAAACUUAAGGUUAAAUGCUGUGAGACCCCAUGAUAUUAAUAAUUAGGGCCUCCUCCAGAAUUCCACCCCGACUAACUGGAUAAGUUUAUGAAACUAAAUGGCACACUAAAGUAAAAUCUUAUUUUUAAAUGUACCCACAGACAAAGAUAGGAUUCCAGGACAAAUACUUUACGUCUGCACCCUUGAACGUACACAGAGCAGUUUCCUCUUUGCCCCUCAUCCCUUAACCAGGGGCAGAUUUGCAGUAGAGUUGGGAAAAGUUGGGAUGCCGUGGUGGUGCACAGACUACUAUAUAUUGCAUUCUACAUUAUUCCUCUGCAAUACACCUCAGGGUUAGUUAGGGCAGCUUCCAGAUUUGUACGGCAGGCAAUAGUGUUGGACUUGUAGGAAGGAAUAUUGCUGUGCUCCCGCUCCCCUGAACUUUCCAAGCUCUGAACGUCCAAUCUCACUGAACUUUCCCUUGUUGUUUGUAUCAGAGCUUAGCGAGCACUCUGCUGAGCCAAGGAAGGAUUCCGGCUUGAGCAGCAUAUAGUUGCACUCCUCUUCCUCCGCCUCUUCCCAAAAUGAGCUGUGGGGCUUUACACAGCAUGUCCCACAUCAUACUGUAGGAACUAAAUCAGUUAGGGAACCUCCAGCCUGCAGACCUGUUUGGGCCAGCCAGCACUUGGGCUCACAAGAAUGCUUGCGCCAACCCGUGUCUACCUUCCCUGCAUCUGAUGUCAUCUGAGGGGCAAGUAAGGGGUUGUGCCCAAAGGAUACUACCAAUUGGCAGUGCCUUCAAAGCCUCUUCUGCACCACUUCCCAAGUGCCUUGCAACCAGUGCUUCAGAAGCACUGCAGAAAGCGCUUUGCAAUCCCCACGCUCAGGGAUCAGCUAGUUGUCAGGCAUUUGAGAAGCGCUGCACAAAGUACCGUAUUUUUAAAUGAAGGGGAAAUAUGUGUGCAUCCUGUGGAGCGAAUGCAGGCUCCUUGGCUUCAGCGAUAGCAACGCAAAGCCUCCGAAGCGCAGAGGGACAGCUCCCCCCACACUCCGGAGGCUUCGCGUUGCUUUCUCUGAAGCCCCCGGAGGGCAGGGAACGCCCGCUGUGCUCCGGGAGCUUCAGGCAGCUAUCUGCAAGCUUUCGGAGCGCAGCAGGAGUUCCCACCGUGCUCCAAAGGCUUGCGGAUAGCCGCCUGAAGCCUGGAGAGCGAGAGGGGUCGGUGCACACCAAUCCCUCUUGCUCUCCAGGCUUCGCUUCGCUGGAGAGGCGCUGCACAGUUUUCCCUCUCUGCGCAGCGCCCCUUCAGUGAAGCGGGAGGAGAAAUGGAAGGGGCUCUGUUUCUCCUGCCGCUUCGCUAAAGGGGCGCUGAGCAGAGAGGGGGAGAAUUUUUUCCCCCCUGUUCUCCCCCUCCUAUGGUCCGGUGCAUCCUAUGGUCCGGUGCAUCCUAUAGAGUGAAAAAUACGGUACUUUGCAAGUCUUAUGCUCAGUACUUCCCAAGCUUAGGACAGGUAGGGUUGGUGAAAGAUGAAGAACUAGUGCAGUAAAUAAGAUGACUCUACGUAAUCAUUUGCAGUGUUGAAUUUAGUGCAAUGUUGAUUCUUUUAAAGGAGACUGGAGGUGUAUUGGCUAAUUGUAUUCCAAUCUUUCCCUCCUGCUUUACCCCUUUUGUCCUUCCACUGACUCUGACUGGCUAACUGUGCACGUUUUGACCCAGUGUUCUACUCCUGUGCCUGUCCUGUAUCUGCCCACAGAUUUACAAGGAGCAGCUGAAUACCAGGGUUGUUUUGGUUGCUGUUGAAACCUGGUCGGACAGAGAUCGUAUAAAUGUCCACCCUGACCCAAGACAGAUGCUUCAUGAUUUUUCCAAAUAUCGACAGAAUUUCAUCAAGCAGCGUGCGGAUGCUGUACACCUUCUCUCGUAUGUAGCGCAAGCUCUGUUUGGUACAUGGUCUCUCUUUCCUGAAGGCCUCUUUUUCUAGUUCUUAUUCUGUCUGCUUAUUUAUAUCUCAUAGGUAUAUCUUAAAUGUUGCUUCUUUUAGGUAUUUUAUUAUUAUAAUUUUAAAAAAAUACAGAAUGCAGUGGAAUCGUUUUUAUCCUCUCCUUACUGUUGUCUGAAAGAGGAGAAGCCACUGUAGUUCAACAGUAAAACACAUGCUUUGCAUGGGGAAAAAAUCCAGGCUUGGACUUUGACAUUUCUUGCUAGGGCCGUAAUGGAAAUGAAAUUCCUAUUAAUUUACAUGUGACAAAUAAGAAGAUAUUUGAAGGGCAUCGUAUAUAUGGGAGAUAACGCUUUUUAAUAUUGCUUCGUUUAUCUUGUUCUUCAGGAAUGUGACAUUUCAUUACAAAAGAAGCAGCCUGAGCUAUUUUGGAGGAAUUUGUUCUGUGUCUAGAGGUGUUGGAGUAAAUGAGGUAACAUUUCUCUUUUGGAGGUCUUGUGAGGAAGGAAAAAUUUAUGAAAUAAUUCCCUCAACAUAUAUCUUCUUUUUAAACGGUGCUUCUCAUCAUAUGUUCAAAAAUUUCAGAUUUUUUUCAUAGAUAUUCCUGAAAGUCUCAAGCCUGAAAUGCAGUCGACUGAAAAUAAUUUGACCUUUUAUUCUAGUGUCAGCUUAGCAUAGAACACUUGAAUACAGGCUGAAGGCAGCCAUAUCUCACCGUGAGGUACACAUGACAAACCCUCUAUGAGAGGUGAAUUAGUUCUCUUUAUAAUGCUAUUCAUUAGAAAAAAAGAAAGGAAAUCUUCAAACAUUUAAGGGUCCAGUACACUACUGAUAAAGUGGCAUGCUUUGGGUAAAGUCUGUGUUGUGGAUAUUUGCAAAACUGUAAGCUUUGAUUUCUGUCAAUUAGUUCAAUACAGUGGUACCUCUGGUUAUGUACUUAAUUCGUUCCAGAGGUCCGUUCUUAACCUGAAACUGUUCUUAACCUGAAGCACCACUUUAGCUAAUGGGGCCUCCCACUGCUGCUGUGCCACUGCCAUACGAUUUCUGUUCUCAUCCUGAAGCAAAGUUCUUAAGUUCUGUUUCUGGGUUAGCGGAAUCUGUAACCCGAAGCGUAUGUAACCUGAGGUGUAUGUAACCCGAGGUACCACUGUAUCAGUUGUUGUGCUUGGAACUUAGGUUUUAAGAAAGAUUCCGGAAUUCGAAUUUCUCUAAUGCGUUAGGCCUUUUGGACCAUGCUGUCUCCUAGAUUCCUCAUAUUGGAAUCAAAAUGGCCAUUGAGGCAUUAGGUAAAUACUUCUUCUCAUGCAAGGCAUCGUACCUGUUUUAGCUGUUUCUGCCCUACGUGCUGGAGCCCUCUGUGUUAUAUCCCAUAUUGUUCUGGGGGGGAUCCCCCAAACCUAAUAAGCAGCCUUUCAGGUAGCUUGGGGGAAGGCCUGCAGCGAAUAGGAUGAAUCCAUGGAAAUGAGGUGUCCAUCCUUCCAUUUCCUUAUUGCCUCCAUUGAACGGAACCGCACGUUUCUGUUUUGAUUUCUUCAAGUCAGUGCACCCAAAUGGUUGCGUCGAAGUGUCGUUUGACUGCAGUUGGAAAUCGAAAGAUACUUUGGUUGGCCUGCAACUAAGUGUGAAAUAACCUUAAAAGAGUCCUCUGCACAUACAAAAUUUGUUGCUGUUUUUUGAAAGCUCUACGCCAAAGGUGGGGGACCUGAGAUGUUGUUGAGCUACAACUCCCAACACCCCGUCAUUGUGCAUUCUGGCUAGGGCUGAAGUUGAGAGUUGCCAACUUGUAACCCUUCAGAUAUUGUAGAUGUCAGGAAAAUUGUCUAGAGCAAAGCUUUCCAAACUUGUCAUGUUGGUGGCAUGCAUCAUUUAGACAUGCAUUAUUUCACAAUACAGUAAAGGGUAAAGGGACCCCUGACCAUUAGGUCCAGUCGUGACCAACUCUGGGGUUGCAGCGCUCAUCUCGCUUUAUUGGCCGAGGGAGCCGGCGUACAGCUUCCGGGUCAUGUGGCCAGCAUGCCUAAGCCGCUUCUGGCGAACCAGAGCAGCACACGGAAACGCCGUUUACCUUCCCGCCGGAGCGGUACCUAUUUAUCUACUUGCACUUUGACGUGCUUUUGAACUGCUAGGUUGGCAGGAGCUGGGACCGAGCAACGGGAGAUCACCCCGUUGUGGGGAUUCGAACCACGACCUUCUGAUUGGCAAGCCCUAGGCUCUGUGGUUUAACCCAUAGCGCCACCCGCGUCCUUCACAAUACAGUUUCAGUUUUACUAGCAAACCUGAGGAGCAUAGGGAACACCUACACACUGCAGCUGACACACUAAUGCGUUGCGACACACGGUUUGGAAAGCUGUGGUCUGGAGUUUUAUUUAUGCAUGAAUUUGGGGUAUUCUCGCACACAAUAAUGAAUCUCCCUAUCCUAUAUGAUGUCAGUUUUUGUGGUGAGUUAUUGAGGGCUGCAUAAAUAAAAGUUAUUCACAAGGUAACUAUGUAGCAUAUGUUAUACUGACAUUACUGCUUCCAAGUGAAAUCUCUGGCCAUUAGCUGCCAUGGCAACAAAUCACCUGCACAGUACUUGACCAACCCUUUAGUUAUGCAAAGGGCCAUUCUCUGAACAAAAGAGAAUGUACCAGGAUAUCUAUUUUAACAAGUAGAGAGUUAUCUACUUCAUAAAAGGCUGUCUACUUGUAAAAAAAGGAAAGAAAAUGUAGAGUACGAUUCUUUAAAGUGUAAUGAAGACUGUAAGUGUUAGGAACAGCACAAAAACAGUUAAAUGUAUAAUUCACUACAUGAGCAAAAAAUGGGGGAAAUCAUUUUUGCAUGCAGAAUGGGACAAAAGGGUGCAGAGAGUUGAGGCUUUAUGCAAGACAGUGAAGUGGGGAUUUACAAUGCCUAAACAUAUGUUUCCACAUCCCUUCUCUGCACUAUAGCUUUAAGCUGGCUUUACUUAUAUGAAUGGACCAGCUCCAAAAUAUCUUAUCAUACUGUGUGUCAACAUUGCUGUUAUUUUUUAGACUCUUGUAUUCAUUUUGUGAAAAUAAUUAUUUGCUAUCUUUUGGAGGUGUCACUAAUAAAACUGGACCCAAACAUUUUUCAUUUCCAGAAGUAGGUGUUCCUGUUGUUUAAGUGUACAUGUAGUGAAGAGUUUGAGGAUACAAUCCUAAACACACCUGGAAAUAAUUCGGAUUAGUGAGAUGUUUCCACUGUUUUAGGGUCUGAAUUCUGUACAGAAUAACUAGUUAAGCAAACACUUUCUCCUAGAAAUUGCAAUAAUUGAUAGCACUUUGGUGUGCUCUCUACCUGAAUCUCCUUUUCCAACAGUAUGGCCUACCCUGGGCGAUGGCACAAGAACUAUCCCAAAGUCUGGCUCAGAAUUUAGGAAUACAGUGGGAGCCAGGGGCCAGAAAACCAAGUAGGUAUUUGGCAUACAAUCUCUUUUGUUUUUAUGUACAAAUUGAAUUCAUAAAACUUCUACAUAUUUUGGACUUUUUAUUAUGUAUAAACAGGGGUCAGCAAACUUUUUCAGGAGGGGGCCGGUUCACUGUCCCUCAGACCUUGUGGGGGGCCGGACCCACCCCCUCCCAAAAGCCCCCCCCCCCCGCUGAUGCCACUCAGGCUGCAGACGCCAACGCCGCCUCGUCUUCGGCAGCAUCAGCGUCCUCUGUCUCGGCGGGGCGCAGCGCCUCUGCGCCGCUGCCUCUUCCUUCCACUUGGCCACCUCAGCAGGAAUGAAGGGGUGGUGCCCAGAGGCGUCCACAGCUUCUGAUUGGCUGCAGGAGCUUCCUGCAGCCAAUCAGAAGCCAUGCCAGUGUCGCCGCCUGCCCAGAGGCAUCCGCAGCUUUUGAUUGGCUGCAGGAGCUUCCUGCAGCCAAUCAGAAGCCAUGCCAUGCUGCAGAAGUCAGUCUCCGCGCGGCGAGGCCUCCAUGCCUGUUUAGUGCGGAGACUGACUGAGCGGGCGGCAGGGUCUGUAAGGUUUGCGGGCCAGAUUAACGAGUGUGGUGGGCCAUAUCCGGCCCGUGGGCCUUAGUUUACCAACCUCUGUGUAUAAAUAAAGGAUUGGGCCGCAAUAGCUAUUCUGUCCUUUCCUUGCCAUUCCAGUACCAAUCCUCUUCUGGGGUUUGUUGGACUCUAUGCAAACGCCUGGGAUGUGGUGUGCUGAGGUGUGGUGCAGAGGGGAAGGAGAUCAACCAAAAUCAGAUGGAGGCACCUUGCGCAAGCAGACUUUUUACUUGUGCAACUCUGUUCAACACAUAAAGUUCAUAUUAAAGGUUCUGGAAUGACCAUUCGUGUAGCAAAUGAGGCUUCCACCCAUUGCGGUGUUGUAAAACAAUGCAUUUUAUAACCAGCUGCUAAUUAAUUUUUUGUUGUUAUGGAGUAAGGAGAUGCUAUGACUUUAUUGACUUUAUUAUUUUGAUGAACUUGUUUGUUUCAUAUGCUGUUGUGUUUGAUGUUACAGUGAUUGCAGGGUUGGUUGUUUUUUAAUGGUAUCAUGAUUAUUGCAAGCCGCUUUGAGCUAAGCCUUUGUUGUUUGAAAAGUGGAAUACAAAUAUUAAAUGAAUGUAAAUCAACUAACAUAUGUCCUUGGUUGAGGCUUGCCGUGGCUUACUCUUGCUCAUUCAUGUUGUGAUAAACUACCAUUUACUGUGACAUGCAAAUGUGGGCACUGGCCUUGAACUGACACAUAAUAACUUGAGCGUACACUCAGAGGGUAGAGAGCUCAAACUGCAUUCAAGCUGGCAAAGGAACGAUAGAGACUAGAAAAGAAAUGAUCUCUGCUGGAUUUUGUUAAUGAACCUCUAAUGGAAAACAGCAGCUACAGUGGUGCCUUGCAAGACGAAAUUAAUCCGUUCCGCGAGUCUCUUCGUCUUGCGGUUUUUUCGUCUUGCGAAGCAUGGCUAUUAGCGGCUUAGCGGCUAUUAGUGGCUUAGCGGCUAUUAACGGCUUAGCGGCUAUUAACGGCUUAGCGGCUUUAAGAAAAAGGAAACAAACUCGCAAGAACUCUGACGAAACGUCUUGCGAAGCAAGCCCAUAGGGAAAUUCGUCUUGCGGAACGACUCAAAAAACGGAAAACUCUUUCGUCUAGCGAGUUUUUCAUCUUGCGAGGCAUUCGUCUUGCGGGGCACCACUGUAUUUUCUACUAGGGGUACUUUAUCCUAAAACAUAUCUUUAUUUGGUCAUGCAGUGCUUGCUGUAUUCAACACUUCAGACAGAUACGGGAGCGAAAAUGCUUCUUAACCACCCUCCUCUCUUUUACGCGAAGGGUUUAUUUUUUAUUACUCAUAUAUAUUUUUAACUACUUUCAUUCUUGGUUUUGCAUUUUUCAUUUUGUUUCAGAAGGAUGUGAGUGCACAGAAUCCUGGGGUGGAUGCAUCAUGGAGGAAACAGGGUGAGUUGUAAUAAUUGGUACCUUUUACAGAUUUUGUUUCCCCCCCGGUUCUUCAGAACUAAAAUAAGCAGUCUAUGUUUAGACUCGUUUCUGGGCUGCAUGCAGCAUAGCAAGAAUUAUUUACAGGGCUUGGUAAGACAUAAACGGGACCGCCUCUCCCGGUAUGCCCCAUGGAGAGCCUCAAGGUCCAUAAAUAGCAACACCCUAGAGGUCCCGGGCCCUAAGGAAGUUAGAUUAGCUUCAACCAGAGCCAGGGCCUUUUCAGCACUGGCUCCGGCCUGGUGGAACGCUCUGCCUCAUGAGACCAGGGUCCUGCAGGAUCUGAUUUCUUUCCACAGGGCCUGUAAGACAGAGUUGUUCCUCCUGGCCUUUGGCUUGGAGCAAAUUUGAUUCCCUCCCCCUCUUUCUUUUUCCUUUUCCUUUCUCCUUCUGCGAUGAGGUUUCAAUAUUUUAAUGUUGUAUUUAGUUUUGUUUUUAAGUUGUAUUCAUUCAAUUUGUUUUUAUUAUUGCUUGUUAGCCCCCCUGAGCCCGGCCUUGGCUGGGGAGGGCGGGGUAUAAAUAAAAAUUAUUAUUAUUAUUAUUAUUAUUAUUAUUAUUAUUAUUAUAAACCAUGGCUUAACAUCAGUGAACAGCAAACUAGUGCAUCCUGCUCAAUCAUCCCCACUUUGCUGAUAUCCUAGCAUGAGCAGCAGACUACGAACCUGGGAGUACCAUGUCAUCCCAACUGAGAUUAUGGUUUGUUUCUCCCUAAACACACAACAGUCAGCAAGCAAGCAAAGAAUGUGGUUUAUCUAGUGUUUGUCCAGUAAAUUAUUUACUGUGAAGCAUUUUCCUCAUUCUUUUUUUCUGUUUCUUUUUCGGCCUUUCAGUGUCUACCACCCCAGAAAAUUCUCAAGGUGCAGCAUUGCAGAAUACAAAGAUUUUUUGCUCCGAGGGGGAGGUUCCUGUCUUUUCAACAAGCCAACAAAGGUACAUUGAUUUAGGGUGGAACUGGAUCCCAGCAUAAUUUAUCCCUUUGGGGAGAAAAGUGGCUUAGGGAUGGGAGCAAUUUUACAUGGUUAGGAAAGGGUUAAGGAGUGAAAGCUGGCCCAUAAAGAAGGCUGAUCGCUGAAGAAUUGAUGCUUUUGAAUUAUUGUGCUGAAGGAGACUCUUGAGAGUCCCAUGGACUGCAAGAAGAUCAAACCUCUCCAUUCUGAAGGAAAUCAGCCCUGAGUGCUCACUGGAAGGACAGAUUCUGAAGCUGAGGCUCCAAUACUCUGGCCACCUCAUGAGAAGAGAAGACUCCCUGGAAAAGACCCUGAUGUUGGGAAAGAUGGAGGGCACAAGGAGAAGGGGAGGACAGAGGACGAGAUGGUUGGACAGUGUUCUCAAAGCUACCAGCAUGAGUUUGACCAAACUGCGGGAGGCAGUGGAAGACAGGAGUGCCUGGCGUGCUCUGGUCCAGGGGGUCACGAAGAGUCGGACACGACUAAGCGACUGAACAACAACAAGGAGCUCGCCCUCCACUGGCGUCUUAUUUAAUUUGAAGACAUUUGUCACUGAAAUGCUGGAGCUGGGGGGUCUGCAUCUCCACCAGAGGUCUGGUGGAGCUUUGUCACCAUGCUGGUUUAUAGCGGCCGUGUGCAGUCAUGCAGGUGCAAAAAAAAUAUUUUUUAUAUUGAUGGAUUGAAUUUAGAUACUGCCCUAUACCCUGAGGUCUCAGGGCAGUUCACAGAAUAAUUCAGUAUGCGCCUGAAUCAUUUAAUGAUAAACAGUUGUGAUCUUUUAAAUAAUAGUGCUUUGUGUAUUUGUGUUUUUCAGUUGUUUGACACCACUGAAUGUGGAAAUGGGUAUGUGGAACCAGGAGAAGAUUGUGAUUGUGGUUUCCAAACGGUACCAUUUUUUAUACACAUAUACCCAGUUAUUUUAUUCUUCCUAUCCAUAAGAUGAAGUGUCCCUUAAAAUGAAAGCUCAGAUAAUGCUUGCUUAACCAUGAGGCUCAUGGUGUAUAUUUUAACUACUGUAGCAAAAUAAUUGAGUCAGUGGACCCUUAUAAAAAGGAAAUCAUUCUUUCAGUGAGAAAUUCAUAAAAGAAUUUUUAAGCUCCAUGUUGUUUAAAACCUUGAGUUGUUCACCUUAAUCGGACCAUUUGAAUCCAGAAUGCUAAAUAAAACGUAUGCGUUAAAGUUAAUUAUUAUAGUUAUUUUCUUCUUUAUUCUUACUUUAGUAUAUAAGAUUCCUUGCACUGGAUCGCGGCGUAGUUUUAUGGUGCAACCAUAUAUGAACACUGUCAAUUUAUCAUUUUAGUCAAUACAUGAUUGAAUUGUUUGUAUGAUUGUUCGAGGUAGCUAACUUUGAUUUUUAGUAUUGAUUGAUUGAUCAGAAUGUGUUUUCCGCAGGAUUGCAAAGCAGAUCUGUGCUGUAAGAAAUGCUCACUUUCUAAUGGAGCUCAUUGCAGUAAUGGUCCAUGUUGUAAUGAAACCUCCUGUCUUGUGAGUUUGUUUUUUAAAAACUUUUUUACCUUUGCUAGAAAUAUGGGCUAAACCGCCCUCUCUAUGUGCUGCAAUUGGCCGAAGCUAAUUUAAGAGACUUUUAAUGGGGCUCAGUAGCUGAUACCAUGAUAAAACAUCAGUAUACAGUGAAUUGAUAACUACAUAUCAUAAGCAAUGAUAGUGAAGCAUCUGAUAAAUUAUGUUUACAAUGUUCUCUCAAAGCUCUUUACAUUGGACACCUCUGUUGUAUAAAAGUAUACACUGAUAGAAUACUACAAAUGCUCUUAUUCUGCUUUCCUGUUCUUUGUUAUUAGUAACACAAAAAACAUUAAUUGCUCUUCUCCUGGUUUCAAGAUACAGAGGGAAGAGAAAGCUGAGUGUAGUCAGAUGUGCAUUCUGGACUUUAAGAACGCCAAAAAGCUUAAAAGUGAGAUUCCAUGGUCAGAAAUACUCAAAGAGAAGGGAGUCCAAGAUGGAUGGGAGUUUCUUAAAGGUGGAAUUUCAAAGGCCUAAAUGCAGACAGUUCCAACAAGAAAGAAAAGUGGGAGGCAUCUAAAGAAACCAGUGAUUCUAAGCAUAAGGAGCUUAGAGAUACGAACUGAGAUUUAAGAAGGCCAUUAUUAGAAAUGGAAGAAAGGGGAAAUCACAAAGGAGGAGUAUACACAAAUAGUCAACAGUUGCAGGCUGUCAGGUGGGCCAGAGCUCAUAAUGAGCUCAGCCUUGCAAGAGAGGUUAAAAAUAAUAAUAAAGGUUGAUUCGGCUAUGUUCGGAGCAAGAGGAAGAACAAGUGGUAGGUACUCUGCGUGGAGAAGGUGAAGAAAUGCCAUUGGGUGACAGAGAGAAGGCAGAAUGAAAAAUGACUUCUCCGAGUCCACCCCCUGUCUCUUCCUCCUCUGGGGGAUGGCAGGAAUCACUCUGGGCACUGUACCCUUCACAGCCACUCAGGCCCAGGAUCGGUGUCUGAGAUGAGAGCAUAGAAUCAAUUUUUGCAGCUCCAAUGACACAGCGCUGCUUCCUGACAGUCCUGUUUCUGUGAUUCACAGGGAAUGUCUCUUGCAAUGGGCGAUUUUUCUCCUAGGGGCACCCCUCCUGUGUUGCUGCUCCAGCACAGUCCACUCAGCUCUACUGAGAAACUCUGCAUCUUGUCCAGUGGUUUGAAGUGUGGCUAAGCAGCCCUCAAGCUACUGUACCUUCUCUUCCAUCAAGACAGCCAGUUUGCACUUGCUACAAGUGUACUUUUGCACGUUCUCCAGCAGGAAGACGAACAUGGCAGCUCUCUCAGCCUCCAUGUCUUUUGGUCUUGUGCACACUAUGAGACCGCCUGACCGCCCCCGAAACUCUCUGCUAAAUGCCCUCGCAAACACCCCCGUUCACGAGCUCCUGGUCAUGAACCCCCAGCAGCUGCAAUGAGCUAAGUCUAACUUGCUGGCUGCUAAACUGCCCCUGACUUCUUUACACAGAAACAGCCAUGGAGGCUGUCAUUGAGAGCAGAGGAGUGAUGCUAAGAGGGGCUGCUUAAUCUCUUCCUUUCUUGUCACUUUUCCAGUCAAAAUCAACACCUCUCUCCCACCCCACCCUGAAUCAAUUUGCCUUCUCACCAGUGGGGUAAAAAACGCAUUCCUGUAUUUAAUCAUUAUUCCUACUCAUUAAAGAAAAGCUAUGCAUGCUUGGAGUGAUUUUUAUUUAAGCCAUCUUAGUUAUCAAUAAAAAAUCUUCUGACUUCCAGUUCUUUCCCCGAGGCUUCGUAUGUCGCUCUCCAGUGAAUGAGUGUGAUAUUACAGAGAUCUGUCCUGGGGACUCUGGCCAGGUAAUUAAGUUAGAUGCUUUCCAUACUACCUUGUAAAACAGUGAAAUCAUUAUUAUUAUUAUUUUCAUGAGGACUGUAAGAUUCUUUCAGUGAGAGGGAGAUGUGGAGAAGAUUAAUUUAUUAUUAUCUAAUUUAUUAUUGUGCAUUCCUAAAACCUAGCCUGAAUUGUGUUUUCCUAAAAGGAAACUCAGGCAUCUUUGUACAUCUUUGCUCGUGUGUGUGUGUGUGCUCAGUGAAUUAUCAAAUAAAGAAAUGUCAGGGCAAUUAAUUGUAAGAUAAUUAAUCAAUUAAAGAUGCACAGACAUGCUUACCCCCAUUUUUCUCUGAUGUAACAUUUUAUUUUACUUUAUUUUAUUUUAAAAGAGGCAUUCAUUUUUGUGCGAAAGAGAGGGCAGAUGCUUCAAAAAUGAUAUGUGCAGUUUUAUAGUUUAUACUCAUGCUAAAGAUAAUUAAGCAUUUUAAAAAUCUGCUGCCUAGUUAAUCAUGGGUGUCUUUUCAAUCCAUUUAAUCUAACCAAUUAAGCAACCAAAUGUUGCAGCCAACCUCAGUAUUCAUAACAUUUUGUUUAAUUGCUCUCUCUUGGUAUUCUUUUGUCUGCCUAUAUACCAAAUGUGUUGUCUUAUAAUUCAAACCUUUUUAAUUAAAUGAUCCCUUUCAUCCUUCAGUGCCCACCAAAUCUUCAUAAGCAAGAUGGGUUUGCUUGUGAUGCAAAUCAGGUAAGUAAGUCUUUAAAAUAUAUAGUACAGAAUAUUUAUUUUUUGCCAGGCUAUAUUUUUUAUCUCUUGGUCUUUUUAUUUACUAUUUGCUAUUUGCUUCAUUUAUUGUUUUUAUGUUGUCUUAAUUGUUGUGAGGCUUCUAGCCACUUUAUGUUUUUUUUAAAAAGGGAAGUUUUUAAUGUUUUAUGUUUUGCUGUGUUUGAUGUUUUAAUUUAUUGCAAGCCAGCCAGAGUAGCAGGGGCAACCCAGUCAGAUGGGUGGUAUAUAAAUAAAUUAUUAUUUUCAUUAUUAAAGAAGAAAACUCAAACUACAAAGUCUUUAGAUAAAGAGUACAUGUAAAAUUCAUGCUGUUCAUUAACUCGUCCUGUUCAUUUUCUUAAUGGUUGCCCCUGAUGGCUAAGUUGUGAGUUGGAGCUGACUCCCUUAAAAUUAUUUUGACCCCUCAGUACCCCUAACAAUUGGGCAAUUUAAAAUAAUUGGGUGUUGCUGUUGUGGUGUUGUGACAUCUCUGCUGUAGAGCUAUUAUGAAGGGCCUUCUAAAACUCAGCCACCUCUGCCACCUUGCACCUUUGUCACCUUGUGAAGUCCUCCACUAACCGUCUUCCGCAGUUGUGGUGCCACUGCAAGGUUUUGUGGCUCAGAAAACAGGAAGGAGCACUCCUCUCUGUUUCCUGAUCUCCAGCACCAUUUUGCCAGGCUCCAAGGCACAGGGAGAAGAGGCUGCUUUGCAAGGUGAGUGGGAGGGCUUUUCUCUGGGAUAGAAAGCAGAACGGUAGGGGGGCAGACUGCCUUGAGUGUGUGCAUUGCCAAUCUCUCUGUGUGUGUCUGCCCCCCUGCCUGUGCGUAUGUUUCUGAAUGUGUGUGUUCUGUAUGAGUGUACAAGGCAGUGUGUGUUGGCCAGUUUUGCAAUGCCCACAGCUGACCUACGGGCCUUAAAGAGUUGGACAGUCCUGAGCACGUGGCUCUUGGGCUGAAACAGUUUGGCCACCCCUGCAAUAGCUCAGCCUGCAUAUAUACUGUAUUUUUCGCUCUAUAAGACGCACAUUUUCCCCUCCAAAAAUUAAGGGGGAAUGUGUGUGCAUCUUAUGGAGUGAAUGCAGGCUCUUUGGCUUCAGCGAUAGCAACGCGAAGCCUCCGAAGUGCAGUGGGAGCGCUCCCGCCGCGCUCCAGAGGCUUUGCGUUGCUUUCGCUGAAGCCUGGCGAGCAAGAGGGGUCGGUGCGCACUGACCCCUCUCACUCUCCGGGCCUGAAACCUCCAGAGGCUUCAGGUUCCUUUCGCUGAAGGGUAGGUGCCCCUUCAGCUAAGGCGCAGCACCCCUUCAGCUAAGCGGGAGGAGAAAUGGAAAGGGCUCCGUUUCUCCUGCCGCUUCGCUGAAGGGGCGCUGCGCAGAGAGGGGGAGAAUUUUUUUUCUUGUUCUCCCCCUCUAAAACAAGGUGGGUCCUAUGGUCAGGUGCAUCCUAUAGAGCGAAAAAUACGGUAACCCACCCUCAGCAUUUAAGGAAUCAGAUUCUAACCUGCACUCAGUGUCUUCUAGGUGUGCUUCAUUACGCCUGGAAUGAUCUCUCUCGCAACAUUCUCUCCCUGCCCUUCGAAUCCCUCAUAACUUAUAAACGUUAGACAAUAGCAAAAUGACCAUUCUGAGGUUGUUGGAUACUGGUAUCUGUGCAGCAUCUGUCAAUGGGGAAACAAUCCAAAUUUUCGCAUGUUAAGAUUUUAUAGUGCUGUGGGUUAAACCACAGAGCCUAGGACUUGCCGAUCAGAAGGUUGGCAGUUCGAAUCCCUGUGAUGGGGUGCGCUCCCAUUGCUUGGUCCCUGCUCCUGCCAGCCUAGCAGUUCGAAAGCAUAUGAAAGUUCAAGUAGAUAAAUAGGUACCGCUCCAAAGGGCAUUUCCGUGCGCUGCUCUGGUUCGCCAGAAAGUGGCUUAGUCAUGCUGGCCACAUGACCCGGAAGCUGUCUGCAGACAAACGCCAGCUCCCUCGGCCAAUAAAGCGAGAUGAGCGCCACAACCCCAGAGUCGGUCACGACUGGACCUAAUGGUCAGGGGUCCCUUUACCUUUACCUUUACUCUGAAGAAGUGGCUCUCCCACUGGGAACCAUCAAAUUGUAGGGUUUGGAAGGGGCCCUGAGGGGCAUCCCGUCUCAGCCCACUGCAAUGCAGGAAUCUCCUACAUGGAAUAUGGAGCAGUAUUGACUUACGUUUCCUAAAGAGACUGACCCAGGAAACUGCUCCGAGCGUUCCCUUUGGUAACAGAGCAGCGGUGAAAAAGGGGAAAAGGAAAAAAAAGUAUGUCUGUUGCUGAUAAAAUAGGUCAGCUUUUUCUUGUCCCUGUCUGAAAGACAAAAUGUAUAUUAAUUGCGGUUUGUUUCUAUUUAGGGUCGUUGCUACAAUGGAGAAUGCAAGACGAGAGAUAAUCAGUGCAAAUACAUCUGGGGAGCGAGUAGGUUGAUUUAAGUAUGCUGUAUUCAGAUGCAAUUAUUUCUUGUUUUUGCUGCCUGCUUUUCCCUUUGGUAUAAUUUUUCAAUUAAAAUUGUGCUUUUCAGUAAUAAAAGGUAAUGUUCAGAAAAGUAAUUUUUGUAGUUUUUAAUACACAUGCAUACACACACACACACACACACACACACACACACACUUCUUGUUGUUUAGUCGUGUCCGACUCUUCGUGACCCCCUGGACCAGAGCAUGCCAGGCACUCCUGUCUUCCACUGCCUCCCGCAGUUUGGUCAGACUCAUGUUUGUAGCUUCGAGAACACUGUCCAACUAUCUCUUCCUCUGUCAUCCCCUUCUCCUUGUGUCCUCGAUCUUUCCCAACACCAGGGUCUUUUCCAGGGAGUCUUCUCUUCUCACGAGGUGGCCAAAGUAUUGGAGCCUCAGCUUCAGGAUCUGUCCUUCCUUUCCUCUAUUUAAGUUUUCUUAGGACAGGAAAGGCCUGUAUCCAUCUGCAUUCUAGAGCCAUCAUGGUACUUAUGGCCACAUUCCAUAUAUAUGAGAGACAGGCCUUUCCUGUCCUAAGAAAAGUUAAAUAGAGGCAAGUCUGCUGCCUCCUCCUUUCUCUGGAGUCCUCUCAAAAGCCACUCUGUUUGGAGCCAAGAGACCCACCUGAAUAAUGUUGGGCGCAGUACUUGGGCUGUUAGCAGGAGAAGACAGUAGGAAAAAGUUUCCCUUCAUAAACUUCCUCAAAUAAUCUUAGGCUCUAAACCCAAUUUUUUUUGUGAUUCUCCACUUCUGCAGCAGCCCAGUGUUCCAUUCUACAGUUUUCAGGACGCUCCCUUGACCUUCCUCCGCCCAAGAAGCUUAUCUUGGAGUAAGGAAGAGGGGAAGUUUUAUUUCUGUAACUUUCUUAACUUAACCUUAGGAUCUUUCUUCUUACUCAUUUUUCACAAUGUAAUUUAAUAAACUUUCAAUGUACCGUCACUAUGCAUCACAUGCUUUCCACUAUGUGGUGGUAAAAAAAUAACCUCCAAGUUCCUGGUGCAUGUAUUUAUUUAUUUUUAUCAAGUACGUGAUUCAGAAAGCGAUUUUCAGACACACACGUUACGUUUGUAACAUGCAAAGCAUUUAGGACAUUCACCUUUAAAAAGUAAUGCUAGCAACCUCAGCAGUUCCUAUUCUCUUGGCUACUUUUUAACAGAAGAAAAUUUUGCUUGCCUGGGUAUGUUAGUAGAAAUUACUUUCACUUUUUCUUCCAUAGAGGCUUCAGGAUCUCAUAAACACUGUUACGAGAAGCUAAACACAGAAGGCACGAAAAAGGGAAACUGUGGAAAGGAUGGAGAGAAAUGGAUUCCAUGCAACAAGCAGUAAGUUUAACCUUUUAGAAUGAAUAUAAACGUCGUGGUUAGAAAUUCCAAUUAAUGUUUUGUUUUUCUGAAAUAAGAAACCUGCCUGAGUUCCUUUAGGAGGAAGGGUGAGAUAUAAGUUCAAUAAAUAUGCAAUAAAAGUUUCUGUAGAGAAUUUAAACACAUUUAGGAUACAAGGCACUGUCUGUUGUGCUCAGCAGGGUCCUGAAUUUCACAGCCCAUUCCUCCAUCUGAUGCAGAGCUCAUAUUGUCUUUUAGUUAUUUUCAUUGCUUAGAAACACUUUGACCUGCUUUGUGUCACUACUCUCUACUAUGCUGUGAUCUCCUUUUAAAAUUCUUUUACAUUAUGUAAUCUGAAUAGGAAAGGAGCUGGCUUCCUCCCAAUGGCCCUAACAGUCUUUCAGGCAAAAUCUUUAGCCCAACUUCUAUAUGGCUCUCAAAUUAGCCCCUCUGCCAACCUUAAGACCCUUGAAACAGUACAAUCUAAAUUCUUAAGAUCAUUAUUUGCUACCCCUAAGUGUACACCUAAUGCAGUCUUAAGGCAAGAGGCAGGACUGCCCAGAGUGGAAUUAAAAGUCUGGGAACAAGCAAUAUCCCUCUGGCUGAAAAUCCAUUACAAUCCUAAGGGUCUAUUACCUUGCUUCCUGGCCGCAGUUCCCUAUCCUCCUUGGCUUAUGCAAAUAACUAACAAGAUCAAACAAAUUGGCCUAAACCCUGAAAAUAUUUUUAUUGGAACUCUGAACAAGGCAAAAGCUACUAUUACUCGGAGACUUUAUGAUAUCGAAUUACAACAAGAAGGCGCCCUACUCCCAGAGACGUAUAGAUGUUUAAAAGCUUGGCCUAAUUUUACAGCUGCCCCUUACUUAACCAACAUCACUAGCGAAGCCUAUAGAUGGGCUUUCUAGAGCCCGCUUUGAGACAAUGCCCUCAGCAGUGCUGUACGGCAAAUUCACGCGGGUUCCAAUGCAUGCGCGUCUCUGCCCUUGUAUGUCUAAUAAGGUAGAAUCUGUCACACACAUUCUUCUAUCUUGCGAAUUCUAUAGUGAAGAACGAGCUCAACUUAUUUUACCGCUUCUAUCAAAAUUUAUACCCCUUCAAUAUUAUUUGGAAUCCUCCCCUGAAAUUCUUCGAAAAUACCUCCUGGAAGAUUCCUCAAGCUCAGUAUCAUAUGAGGUGGCUAAAUUUUGCACUUUAGUAAUUAAGAAACGUAAAUCUCUUCUGUUGAAUGGCACACUGCGAAGUUCCCUUGUGUAACCUUUUUUCUUUUCUGAAGUUGUUGCUGAUUUCUUGUUGUCUGAUCUUGGGAUGUUUAGUGUCACUGGCUUUGGCCGCAAUAAACUUGAAAGUAAAGUAAUCUGAAUAGAUGCAUAUUCCAUAAAGGGUGGAGAAUAGGAUCUGGCUGGUGAGUCGGGUCCUCAGCUAACCCACCAUCUACAGGCCACUUUGGCAGUUAGGCAGGGUAACCCACCUGUCCAACAACACCAUAACAUCACGUGGCCCAGCUUCAAAUGAAAUAUUUUUUUUCAUUUCUUUGCAGCUUGGCUUAGGCUCAAGGGGUUACUGCAAAGGAAGAUUCCUUCAGCCUAUAUCAGUGGGGAUUACAGUCAGUGUCCAUCAGCCGAUUUCCCCCUUGCUUUUGGCAGGGAUCUGUUGCUCUCAAGUUCCUGACCAAGAACUCUAAAAGUGUAGUCUGUCCCACUGACCAUUGGCUGAUCAGUCCUGAUUGCAAUCUCAGCUUCAGCAGGAUUCAACUGCACUUGGGAACAAUUUCCAUUUUACAAAAUAGGUCGGUAAUGUAGUAUGUUUUUAUUUUAUUUUACAGUGAUGUGUUCUGUGGGUUAUUGCUUUGUGCAAAUCUUGAUGGAGUUCCACGAAUUGGUCACCUUCAGGGAGAAAUCAUCCCAACUUCUUUUUUCCACCAAGGUGUAGUAGUGAAUUGCAGGUGAGUAGUGUCAUAUACAAGGUGUAUUAAUGCAUUUUUAGCACUUUCAGCUGAAUAAUUAAGGUAUAUUUUUGAAGUUAACUUCUCAAGAACUACAACCAAAGUUUUGUUUCAUAGAACUUAAGUUUAGUUUACAUUUCCAUAGUACAUGCCCCAAACAUUCUCUUUUGAGUAUUGGUAUCAUUGCCUUCUAGAUACCAAUUUUUAAUAUCAAUGUUUCUAAAACUUACCUGCUUUUGUUCUUGCUGCCUCAUUGAAAUAAUUCAAAGUUUUACUAUUGACUUCAGUGUAGUCAAUAUAGUACUUGCUUCUCAGAGUAUUUUGAGAUCCGUGAGCUAUUUACAUUUGCUUGCUUUAUAAACUUUUCAGUCAUGCUAAGAGCAUAAAAAAAACUUCUUCUUCCAGUUGUGCCCACGUACUUCUAGAUGAUGAUACAGAUUUAGGAUAUGUUGAAGAUGGAGCUCCGUGUGGUCCUCAGAUGAUGUGUAUGGACAGAAGGUGUCUGUCUAUCCAGUCUCUGAAUAUAAGCAGCUGCCCUAUUGGUGCUAAUGGAAAAGUUUGUUCUGGACAUGGGGUAAGUCCAAACUAAGUUCUGCCCACUUUCCUAGUCCAGCUAAGAUUAGUCCAUAUUCCUAGUUCUAUAAAAAAACCAUUUUGUAGUGUUUCUCACCAUUAACCUAUAUGUGUCUUCACACUGGACACUGAGAAAGAGAUAUUGCUCUUUCAGCUCAGUACUUAGUUUUGUUUACCUUCAGAAAUGCUGGCUGAUAUUCCAGCAGGUGCGUUCUGUGAACUGGGUUGUUUUUUCCAGUUGCACCUAGAGCAGAACAACUUGCUGGAGAUCUGGAAAAUAAAGGCCACAAUUUUAAUUUCAUUUAAGGACUGAGUGCUGCUGGAUUAGGCCUUUCUCAUUCAGCUGUCUGUUGUCUUUAACUAACCAGUUGCCUACAGGAAGCUUUCAGUCUGCAAAUGAGCACAAUAGCACUCUCUCACUCACGUUCCCCAGCGUAAGGUAUUCAGAAGCAAACAGCCUUUGAUACUGGAGGUAGAACAUAGCCAUGAUGACUAAUAGACAAUGAUUGGCGUAUCAUCUAUGAAUUUGUCUAAUCCUCUUUUAAAAUGGAUGGCUCUCACCACUCUUCCAGCCAGUCCCUGACAGGCAUUUUGGACUGCUUCAACUGGAUCUGUUUGCAACUCCUUACAACACUCAAUUCUCCAGCUCUUCUCUCAUUUCCAGAUGAGAGUGGUGAAUGCGAGUCCUUGGCCAAGAGUCUCCUUUAUGCCUUGAUGGGCCAUGUUGGCCCUGGUUUUUAGACCUACUCAGGCUCCGAAUGGAGCCACCAUGACCGCUUCCUCUUUGCUUGGGUUUGCUGAUCCAGCGUCCCAUGUGGUAUCUGGAUCUGAAGUGGGUGAAUGUAGAAGAAUGGUGUUUGGACAGCAGUGCCUGAAACUCAGGCUAUUGAUACCUUCAUGGCAUCCUGCAUUCUUCCACAAAACAGAUCAGUCAAAGUACCUGGAAGGCUUUCAUUGCCUUGUGUGCCUCAAAGAUGAUUUUAGCUUCUUCUGUGUCCAUUCGGCAGGUACAUUAUAGCUUUCAGGACAUCGUGCUACCAUCCUUUCGUCCCAAUCCAGUCCACCCUCUUGAGAAAGUUUGGCCUUGGAUGUUUGAUAGGCACUUGAGAAAUGCUUGAAUCAGGGGUGUAGCUAGCUGCUCCAGCACCCGCAGCAGCGGGGGCCGGGCGAUCUGCCCACAGAGGCAGGGUGGCGAUCCGUCCAGGGGGGCACCGCGGCGAGCUGCCCACUGAAUCUAACUGGCGGACACAAGCCCCACUCUGCCAUUUUGGGCAGUGCACGUCCCGAGGCACUGCGUCACUCCCAGGAGAGACGCAUGGCUUAGGCACGCUGUAGUGCUGCCCCUCAUGGUGUGCCAUUUUGUCACCCCAUUGGGGAUGACGCCCAGGGCGGACCGCACCCUCCGCACCCCCUUCCUACACCCCUGGCUUGAAUUGUACAAAGGACUUCCAGCAGUCAGAGAGAGUGUUUGCAUCUCUCUAUCCAUGAACUCCAAGAAAUAAGUUUUCAUUCUCCACUCUGGCCAGUUGACUGUGGGCCUGCUUUGCCUACUUUAAGUGACUCACUUAAACUGCUGGUGCAGUCUAAUAUCACAGCAGUCUCAGGCCACUCUGCUUUCACUGUGGAUGCCUUUGCAUCUAAUGCUUCUGUUUUGGACAUUUGCAGAGAUGCAGCUUGAUCUUCUGCAAGCGCCUUUGUUUCUUUUUUGUUGCUUCUCUAAAUCCCAAACUCAUUACAAGCUUGACAUGUCUGCAUCUGCUGGUGCUUCUUUUAGGAGAUGUGUUGCAGCAGGUGGUUCCACAGAGCUGCACGUGCUUUUCUUCACCUAUGCUUAUCUUGGGACUGCUUGAGUGUAUUCCAUCUGAUGGACAGACACCAUAGAAAAUGGUCCAUUGUAUUCACCUGAAAGGUGUCUGUCCCCAUGUUGUUCAGUCUUCGUUCUCUGUCCUCAGCUGUUGCAUUUCCUGCCUUUGCCCAUGAGGUGGCAGCAUAGCCCAUCUCAUGGGCAUAUGUCAAUGAAAACCACCUUUCAGGUGACUGCUGUAGACUGUUCUCUAACAGAGGAAAUCCUAUACCCAGUAGAGUGUUCCAGAGGUUAAGCACAUGGGAGAUUGCAAAGAUCCCCGAGGUUGGCAAACUUCUGAUCCCCUUCUGACCCCCUCUAGCCAAAUGGUGAAGCUUUACUUAAGAGUAGAAGGAAGGGAAGUCCCGCGGUAGUCUGGGUGUCUCCUGCAUCCCACCCAUGGAAUGGAACACGGGUCACUUUCUGUAAAGGCUCCUUCGGCUGGGUGUGCCAGAGGCAUCCAGCCUCACCCAUUUCCUUUGGGCAUCUGAAACACAUUUAUGUAGAAGUCUGUACAGUCGUUUUCUGCUAAUUUUGACGUGACAGGUUUGUGUCAUGUGCGCCUUUGUUUCUUUGCCUCCGCUAAUGCUCUCCCUUGCUUGCUCAUGAGACUGGAAGUAGGGAGGAGCUGGCUGGUUUGUCAGAGUUUGAUCAUGUGUCACUAUUUGUUCUGGACAAGGGAGGGGGAGAGUUAACCCACUGUAAGUAAAGGUAAAGGGGCCCCUGACCAUUAGGUCCAGUCGUGGCCGACUCUGGGGUUGCGGCGCUCAUCUCGCUUUAUUGGCCAAGGGAGCCGGUGUACAGCUUCUGGGUCAUGUGGCCAGCAUGGCUAAGCCGCUUCUGGCGAACCAGAGCAGCGCACGGAAACGCCGUUUACCUUCACGCUGGAGCGGUACCUAUUUAUCUACUUGCCCUUUGACGUGCUUUCGAACUGCUAGGUGGGCAGGAGCAGGGACCGAGCAACGGGAGCUCACCCCGUUGCGGGGAUUCGAACCGCUGACCUUCUGAUUGGCAAGUCCUAGGCUCUGUGGUUUAACCCACAUCGCCACCCAUGUCCCACAAAAAUAUAAAUGUAUAAAUGGAUAGUAUAAAUGGAUUUUCCCCUAAAUAGGACUACUUACUCUACCUAGGAACUUUAGCAGAUGAACGAAGCAUAUGAUUAUUUUUUAUUAUGUGGUAACACGAUUUUUCUUUCAGGUAUGCAGCAAUGAAGCCACUUGCAUUUGUAACUAUACCUGGGCAGGGACAGAUUGUAGCAUGCAUGACCCCAAAAGGAAAGAAGAAGCAGAGAAACCAAAUGGACCAAAGGGUUUGUGUAAUUUCAGUUUUUCUUCCCACCCCCAACUCUUAUAUAAGUACAUUUUUGAGCAGGAAAAUUUGGAGCAAAGUGCCCAUGUACAAUGCAGGUGUGUGUGUGUGUGUGUGUGUGUGUGUGUGUGUGUGUGUUUCUAGGUAAAUAGCAUUUAUGCUAGGUAUGCUAGGUGAAAAGCAUUUAUGCUUUUACCUGUAGCGUUCCAGAGGUGCUCACAGAAAAUCAUUACCUACUGUGAAAACUUUUUAGCUGUUGCCUUUUCUGUUUAAUGACGUAGAUCUAGGUAAUAUAUUCUAUUUGAAACCCAUUGAUAAUCUUACAUCCCAGUAUGGCAAGGGGUUUGUUUGUUGGUUAUUUCUAUUUUUGAUAUAUUAUAACCAUGACAAGAACGCUUCAAUCCUUUACAAAUCUCUAUUAGAGUUAAGUUCGGUAUAGGGGAGGCUUACAUUCUUAGGGGACAUCUAAUGCCAUUUACCACACAAUCUUGCGCAUGUCUAUUGAGAAUUAAGUCCUGUUUAGUACUGUGGGGACUUAGCAGGAGUAGCAAACAAAGUUCCAGUUCUGUUUCACGACAGCUUCCACCAUCCCUUGCCAUUGGUCAUAGUGGCUGGGCUGAUGGGAGCUGGGAGGGCACCACGUUGGCCACCCCUCUGCCGCCUUAAAUGUUUUGCCCAGUUAUGCAAUGGAGUCCCUUCUUUCAUAUGACUUCCUGAAAGUUUUUUGUAGACUAUAUCGCUGAAGAAAAGUAACAAAAGCAUCAAGAAAUAUUCCAAAUUUUAAUUAUUCUUAAUUUUUUUGCAUGCUGAAAAUAGAUCUUUGUUUUAUUGUUGCGUGCUUAGCAGGCUUUAAAGUUUGGGUUUUUUAAAAGCCCUUUGAAUCUAUUAACCAUAGCAUCCCUAAAACCCAGUAUUAAAAAGUGAACCAGCCGUAGCUUGACUUUUUUUGGGAAAUUGGUUUUAAAUUUUCUCAUUGUCAGUGCACCCUCUUACAUUUCCCAUCUUUUAACCUCUAGAAUUUGGCAGGCCGUUUUUUAUUUACAAUAUAGCCCAGAAUAGAGAAGCUACUGUUUUUCAAUGUAUGGAUAUUUUUACUGGGUUGUGUUUGUUCGUUGUUGUGAGUAUUUUGAAAAUCUGUAUUAGUACUUGAAGUUGAUUAAAGUAUGGUAGAUACACCACUGCAUGCAGAAUUUACAGUGCAUGCACUUUAUUAUAACAUUAUCAGUUUCUCUUAACAAAAGAAAUAAACAUUGGAUCCUAGUGGUAAUUCAGCAUACAGUGGUGCCUCGCAAGACGAAAUUAAUUUGUUCCGCGAGUUUUGUCAUCUUGCGAUUUUUUUCGUCUUGCGAAGCACGGCGUCGGGAAAGUUUUGGAAAAGCUUCAAAAAUCACCAAAGUCUUUAAAAACCUCAAAAAAGGCUACCACACCGCGUUCUGAGUUGCUCGAAGUCAAGUCGCAACUGUAUUAACGGUGUUAAGAAAAGAAACAAACUUGCAAGACGUUUCCGUCUUGCGAAGCAAGCCCAUAGGGAAAAUCGUCUUGCGAAGCAGCUCAAAAAACAAAAAACCCUUUCGUCUAGCGAGUUUUUUGUCUUGCGAGGCAUUCGCCUUGCGAGGUACCACUGUAUUAAACUUUUAAAAGUUUUGUAAAAUAUUAAAGCAAAGUUUCCAGAGGAAGAAAUUUGGAAAUAGUGCUUGGUACCUCAUUCAGUUUGGGAAGUUGGCACCCCGUGCUUACUGUAAAUCUCUACACUGAUCUUUUUCAAGGGCCUCCUAAUAGUGAGCCACAACAUAGGAAGAAGGAUAAGUUAAAGCUAUCUCUUUGUCCAGUCUUACCACCUUCCUAAAUGGAUGGUCCAACAAUGUAGAAUGUGCAAUCCCUAGGGAUUCUGUUCUCUAGUGGGAGGGGCAGUUGCCAUCUUCCAGUUUUAUUCCUCCUUAGGAUACCGUUGGCAGACUUUCAGUGAGCCAUUCCUGCUAUGAGGUGAGUCUUUAUUUCCUGAUUCCUGUUUCUAAACCCUCUUAGAAAUAAUAAUAAUAAUAAUAAUAAUAAUAAUAAUAAUAAUAAUAAAAGAAAUGGGUUGGAAAAUGCUUUGGGAAUGUAUAAGAAAGAAGGGCAUUUGUAACUCGGAAUACAAAAUGAAUCAAGAUCCUAGAUUCAGGUUAAUCGAGACCUGAUAGAGAGAGAGGAGGAGCCAGUCAGAUUGAAUGGGACCAAUAUGAGGAGGUGUGCUGUGUAGCAUUAGGAAGAGAAUUAAAACCAGGGUCCAAAGAAGAGACAUGUGCUGUGUACAUGGCAGAGAAUUGUGCAUACAAGCCAGAACUUUGAUUCUCAAUUUCACUGUAGCAGUUCUCAAUGCUGAAGAGCAGUUUGAAAGGCAGCUUUUAUCUUUGGCAGUGUGGUGUGCUAAUGCAUAAUUGGGCAGCAAAACUCUGUUUGCAUAUCCAUACUUGCUUGCAUACUUUUCUUGUAUCCCAAUGAAAAAAUUCCCAAUGAUGGUCCAUUAUCUAAGGAUCAAAAUGCCCUAGAUCUGAAAAGAUAAUCUGCUUUUGAUUUAUAUUCUGCAGCAUUCCAGCAUAUGCCACUAAUUUUUAUUUUACUUCUUCAUAGCCAACCAGUCACUUAUUUAAAAACAUUCAUGAAACAAAAAUAUUUUCUGAAAGAAAUAGGUUAGAAAUCAUGCUUAAGAUUAAGGUGACAGGGAUUCUGUUAUGAGAACCUUAAACCUGUUUAGCUGUAUUUGGGACUUAUGAAUAGGUGAACAUAUAAAAUUAUCUUCUGAAAUCAGAGUGCAUUCGACAUUCAAACAAAAAUAUCAAACUCUUUCAUUACAUAACAUUUUUCUCUGCUCUCCCUAUCUUUAAAAUUGUGAGCAUUCAGCAAAACCUUAACAAGAUCUUCAAAGAAGUACUGUAUCUGUUAAGUGUUUAACCAUGUAAAUCAUGAAAAAACCAGAUUUGUAGGGGUUUUUUUUAGAUUUGUCUUAUAGAUAGAUUGUCUUAUCAAUUAUAAUACCAUAUAUUUAUGCAUUUUGAAUUAUUACAGAUGUUAUAUAAACCAGUAAGUUAUGUUAAGAUAAUUGAUUAACUUCUGUUCCUGAUGCAUAAUUGCAUUUCUGUCAGAACUUAUCAUCCAUCAGUUGCUUUUUCAUUUUUCUGUAUUCCAGGAUCUAAAAUCAGUGUCAGUUUCAGAUAUACAGUGGUGCCUCGCAAGACGAAAAGAAUCCGUUCUGGGAGUCUCUUCGUCUAGCGGUUUUUUCGUCUUGCGAAGCAAGCCCAUUGACGGGAUUAGCGGAUUAGCGCUAUUAGCGCUAUUAGCGGCUUUUAGCGGCUUUUAGCAGCUUAUCAGCUUAUCAGAUAAGCAGAUAAGCGGCUUAGCGACUUAGAAAAAGAGGGGGAAAGGAAAAAAAAAACCCAGGAACUCGCAAGACAUUUUCGUCUUGCGAAGCAAGCCCAUUGCAGAUUCGUUUUGCGAGGCACCUCCAAAACGGAAAACUCUUUCGUCUAGCGAGUUUUCCGUCUUGCGAGGCAUUCGUCUUGCGGGGCACCACUGUAGAUAAAUACACUGAACUCUGAAAUAUAUAAUUAGCCAGAAUGUCUCUAAUGGAUUAUAAUAAAAGGUAAACUAUUUUUCCUGAAAAGCUAAUUUUCAGUGGGCUACGGUAACAAAUUUAACUGUGAAAUCAGGAUAAUUUGCCAACAUUUUGUAAUCAGAUAUCCAUAUUUCCCAAAUUCAUCUAAGAAUAGAGCUUCUAUCUAAAACACAAUUUAAAUUCAAAAAAUCUUUACCCUUCUAGUUGUUUCUGUAGUUGUCUGUAACCAAAACUACAAAAUUAGGCAUUAGUAUGGAGGUUCCAUGGUUUUUGUUCUAAAUUGUAGUUCAAACACACCAAGCCAACCCAAUUUGAACUUAAAAUAUGAGAGACAAUGUUUUAUUCUUUCAUGGAAUGGCUUCCUAUCUCUGUGAAUGAAAUAAUCAGUACAAGUAAUGAGUCACAGAGAUAAAAACCAAAGCCUGAAUAAUGAUUGCAUUUGUUUGUUUUUUUAAAAGUCAUGGUAGGUUUUUUUAAAAAACAAAAUGUUAUGUGUAAACACAAUGCAUAAAUUGAAAUAUACCUUCUUUCAUUUCUAAGCAUGAUAAAGAUAGAAGGAAUUUAUUCAAAAAAAGAAAUAAACUACAUUCAAUAUAAUAGUUGGGACUCUUGAAGAAGAAUAAAUGUCAAGAAAAAUUAUAGGGUGGUGUCCAAAGAACAUCCUUAAGGACUUGUGCGUGGUCAGUGGGAGUUUUGACCUGCACUACAUAAUAAAUGGUUUUUGAACCUUUGGUCACUACCAAAAGAUGAUUGCAUGCAACACAGGGAAUGCUGCUAGAGUUCAAAGCAUCGCUGACCCUAAAAACUAGUAAUACAGUUCUUUAAUCCUGGCCCUACUUUUUCAAGAGUUGUUGUCCCCAAACAAUUACAUAUUUGGGUGUUACGUAAUAGACCAAAUAGACCAAGUCAUGUCCCUAAUCUUGGUGUGCUAAAGAAGAAUGUUUUCUGGGUAGCUUGUAGGAAAGAUAAGAAAUUUGAUUUCAUUUGUGCUGGAUUCUGGAGACAGUAGAGGAAGGUAGAAAGCAGGGCUGAGACCUUCCUUCUCUUUAAGAAUGAGCUAAAUAGGUAAUUAAGUGUCUUCAGAUAAGUGCAACAUCUAUUAAUUCCAUUGUUUCCACUUGGAAAUAUAUUAAAAGUUAAAAAUAAACUAGUGGUCUUUUUAUUUGUCUCUAACAUUUCCUUGCUGUUCCCUGCAAUCAUAAGUAGGCCUUAUAAUGAAAUAUGACAACAUAGAAACAUAGCUGUCAACUUACAGAUUUGAAAAUAAGGGACCAGCAGCCAAAAUAAGGGACUUGCAGCCUCACCUGUUCCAGGCACUCCAGUCUUCCUGUCCUCCUGCAGUCUGGUCAAACAUGCUGGUAGCUUCAAGAACACUGUCCAACCAACUUUGUAACCAGAGGUUCAACUGAAUAGAAUCUGAAUCACAUGCACCACAAGGCCUAAGCAGCCUCAACUUAAGAUGGCUCCCCGGCCUGGCUUUGCACUGCAAAGUUUGCAGCAGCACGUGCAACAAAAUGGCGUCCAGCAUUCAAAAAACCCUUCAGCUUGCAUUAACUAGCCACACACAAGGCAUGCAAGCUCCACCCCCCAGUCGUUCUUAGACUUCUUAUCGGGUGAGCAACACAGCCAAGCAACACAGUUGGAGCCUCCCUCCUCCCUGGCCGGCAGGGAGGGACGGAGAGGAGCUGCUUCCUUUGAAAUUUAAGGGACAUCAUUUAAGGGACAUUUAAGGGACAUCCAUCAAUAAGGGACAGCAGCUGGACAUGGCGCUGGAAUAAGGGACUGUCCCUUCAAAUAAGGGACACUUGACAGCUAUGCAUAGAAACCUUUAGAGAAAGUGGUAGCCGUGAAGUUUAUAUGAUGCACAAGUUUGGUACAUCUUCCAGUAACAUUGCUACAUGGAAUGCUGACUUCCCAUAAAAUUGGUCAAGAUGCUUCGCCUUGCAUAACGAAACGUAAGGUGCAGUGAAGAAUACACCUGGAAUCAAAGGACAAAUUCGGCCCAUAGUAAGAGAGCGCCAGGAAUUUUCAGCCGUGUUUCUAAAACACUCAUAAAUGUAAACAACGCAUUUCUUGUGUGCUUGGCUUUAUUGGUCGGUAUGCAGUAUACCUGUGAUGUUACAAAAUAGUUUCGUUAUUUGUGAAGGUUUAAAAAUCGUGUUCCCUCUUAAAAUGGAAAUGGGUACUGUAUUGUGUAGGCUGAGAAAAUAUUUAUAAAUUCUGGGAGGCCCAAGCCAUGGAGGGCAUUGCCAUAGAGCUUUAAUGGCCUUUGGCGAUAUGCAUAUCCGCCGUUCAUUCUUUACAACAGGAGACCCAUGCACACACCUCCCAUUUACAGUCUAUCCCCCUCUUCCCCAGAAUCCUGACCGCUUGUUCUCAGAGCAAGUAACCCUACAUGCCAGACCGUGUUAAGGAAAGGAAUGGCUGCUUUAAUAUAUAUAGAACAUGAAUGGUUUUCUUUCUUUUAAUGACCAGUGUGUUGCCGUGUAUGGAGCUGAACGCCAGCUUGGGUGGUUGGGUGGGGGGAAGCAAGGAGAAUACAGAACUCCAUUCCCCCGCAUGUGGCUGCACCCAUGGGGGCACGGAUCACACCUAUUAUUUACAAAGCACUGCUCAGUUACAAAAUAGAGGUAGCUUUUAAAUAGGUGACGUGCAUCACAUUCAGGCAAAUAUAAUCUCUGAUAAUUCCGUAAUUCUAAAUGGCUGUAAAAAUCAAAUGAAAGAAAGUAUUUUUUAUCAUUUUGGGGUGCCAUUUAAAAUUCUUCUUUUCAGACAUCUUCUGUGUACAUGAUGACUUGCUUUUUAAAAAGUGUUCCCUUUUCCCUCUAUACAGUGAGCAUGGCCACUAACAGACUUAUAGGUGCAGUGGCAGGGACCAUUCUGGCCCUGGGGGUGAUUUUUGGAGGCACAGGGUGGGGAAUAGAGUAAGCAUAUUUCUUAGUCUAAGAGUUUCAUGUUUGGUGCCUAGUGUGUGAGGUAACUGUACGCAUCUGAGCCCUCUGUGUACUAUCCCAUUAGCUUUGUGUUCUGUGGUGACCGUAUUUGUCAUGUGAUUUGGAUGUCUGUGUCAUGUGAUAUGCUCAUGCAGUGUUUAACCCUCUCCUGUCUGGGACAAUGUGGGGCAUAAAACAAUGUAUGUGAAUCUUAUAUAAUGCAGUUUGAUGUUUACAUGUUUUCUAUGCUCUAAAUUAUAUAAAAAGAAUUUUUUUAAAAAAAAAAAACCUAGUCAUUGCCAAAUGCUUUCUAAUAGACAACUUAAGACUAUUUGAUAAAAUUUGGUUUAUUGCCAUUGGAAUUAAGUGUAACAGUACGUAAACAAUCCAAGUUGAAUAAUAAGAAAGUAGAAUUGCUUGGGAACAAUAGCCAGCUUUUAAUAACUGUUGACUCUUCUUUCUCUAGGGUUUUUAGUAGGCCUAGACCAAUAGUGUUCCAUGUUCCAUGUUAUGCUCUGAUUCAGUAGGGAAGAUCUGUACAUGAAAACAGGCUUCUGCACAUAAAGCCAACAGAUAAACAGAUAUUAUUGCUGGAUGUGUAGCCUCAUCUGUACCACAAAGCUCAUCUGGCCUGGCUAGAGGUGUCUUUUGAUGUUUAUCCGAAGUCAUCUGUUACACGUGUCUAAAGAUGGAUUGGGGCUUUAAAACUAUAUGGAUAUUUGCUAUAUUAUAGUGAGAUAGAUCAGUUUCUGUUAUGAACACAUUGAUUGACAUUUAUGCCAUCCAUCCAUGGGAUUAGAAAUAGAUAUGAGAUAAAACCAUUUGGUAUUUUGUGGAAAUAUAUCACAGACCAGGUUUAACCUUUCAUUUCUUUGUGUUUCUUUUCAUUUUUAACAGUGAGCAAGUCACCUGUAUUUUGCUGACUGUUCCCUUAAACACAAUCUCUUUUUUUAAUAGGGUCAACAAGUUAUUUUGCUACUAUAAUUUCUAUAAUAAUUUUAAAAUGUAUCCGCACACUCUGUGUAUCAGCCUCAGGUUAUAUAAUGGCAGGAAGUUUCAAGGACACUGGUUUUGUAUAUCCAUGAUUUUCUAUCAUUUGUCUUACAUUAAUGACAGUAGAGUUUGUAUUAUUAUUAUUAUUAUUAUUAUUAUUAUUAAAAAUUGAGUUAAGGAAGUUCAUAGAAAGUAGGUUUCCCAUCUGCUCCACGCUUCCCCCAAGAGGAAGGAGGCUGGUUUGAGGAGAAGGGGACAGGAAACUCAACAUUGCAUGAAUUUCCUUAACUGCGAAUCCUACACAUUGUCUACUCGUAAGCGAGCCCUGUUAAUUUGAGCCGGACUCCCAGGUAGGCGCCUAUAAGAUUUGCAGCCACUGAUUUAUCAAAGCCCAGUUUGGGGCGUUUUCCCCAUCCUAGAAGUUCCCUCUGCCCUUAGUUUUGGAGCAUAUCCCCCCCCCCCAGCCUUGCUGAGUAAUGCAGGGAAGGGAAGCAACAGGAACCAUUCCUCCUGUGUAUGUAUUUAAAUUAACUUACUUCAAUAUGCACAUAGUCAUUUCUGGUAAUAAUGAUUAUAACAAUCUGAAUUUUUCAAAGUCUUCUUUGAUUUGGAAAUUAAGCAAAAAGGCAGAGAAAGCAGGUAGAAAGAAACAAAUUUUGCAUGCUAAAGUAACCCAAGCUCACCUCAUUUCCACUGGCAACUCCUAGGAAGGCUGUGGAAUUGCCUUUGGAGUGAUAACCCAGGCUUAAUCCAGACAAGACUGAGGGGCUAGAGGUGGGGAAGCUGGCUGAUCUAGGAGGAGUGACGUGACUGGGACCGCACUCCUCCAAAGGACCAGCUUUGGGGGUUGGCUGUGGAAUUGCCUGUGGAAGUGUAGGUGAGGUCUAGGAAUGCCUUUUAGCAGCAUUACAUUAGUUUGUGUGGGCAAAAGGUCCUUCAGAUAACUCAAUCCCAAACACAUUGAGGGCUUUAAAGAUUUAAGACAGCAUUUUGAGUCGGGUCUGAAAAUGCACGGGUGACCAGUGCAGCUGAUACAGAUGCUCCACUCAUCUUCCUCUCAUCAACAACCAAACAGCAGCAUUCAGUACCGGUUGAAGUUCAGACUGUCCUCAAGGCAGUACCAUGCACAUCACAUUUCAGCCUUAACUGGUGACUGCUGCAUAGAUUACCAAGGCAAGGUCCAAUCUCUCCAGAACAGUGUUGCUAUGUGAUCAGCAUUGAUUUCCUUAUAGGCAAACUCCCAUUCUUGGGUGGCAGAAGGCAAUCUUCAGUUCUAGAGUCCACCACAUGUUUUAUGCCUGCAAUUUUUGUCUGCUUAAUAAUUUCUGGAAUGUGUGCACAGAGGUGCCCAGUGUAUUUGUUUUAUACAGUGUUUGCUUUCUCCUCUGUUUAUAGCCACAUUUGGCAAAGAUUUGUUUUUUGGCAACAAACGAGGUCUGCUUUUGCGUCAGUAAUCCUUGUAUAGUUGCAGAAUAUCUGAAACACCAAACGCAUCACAAAAUACAGGUUAUAAAAACAUAACCUUUUCUCUACUAUCUUAUUUAUUUAUAAUGAAGGUUACAAAUCCUUCCAAGACGAAUUUACAAUUAGCGUCAAAAUAAAUUCUUUCAAACCACAAUAAACAAUAUCAACAUAUAAAGUUAGCAGCAUCCUUUCCCACAGGGCAGUUGGUGACCGGUGGCCUUUUGGGUGAUGGAGUAGAAGAGUCCAGAUGGAGUAGGCUUAUUGGCCCAUUUGCUUGGUUGGGUCCUUCCCACAAGGCAGUUGGUGGGGUGGGAAAGAGUCCAUCUAGAGCAGGCUCUGAGGCCUCCAGGAAUCCUUCCCACGGGGCAACUGAUGGUGGAUGAGCCUGUGGGAAGGUGAGGAAGAUAUUUCACCUGGAACGUUCUUUGAUUUUUUCCCCCACCUGCCUUCCUGGAACUCACUCCAAUGCAGCAAGGGUGAGUCUGGUGAAGUGACGGGGUUCUAUGCAGAGAUUGCCUUCGGGCAUGGUCUAUUUAGCAGGGGGAGGUAACGCAGGUAGAAUGUCUCUCACUAUAUUUGCACAGAUGGACAACUGGACAGUGUCGCUCUUACAGCAUCGGUUAUAUUUUGUGGGGAAACUGAUAUCAAGCAGCUCACACACACCGCCCCCACUCCCUGUCCCUCAACAGGUAAUAAAAUCAGAUGUUCCUGUGCUAACCCUCUAUAUCCAGGAGGGGAAGGGAUCUAGGGAUAAAUUUCCUGCUCCUGGGCAUUAGGACCAGGACUAAAGUGAACAGUUGCUUGCUCCACAAAUUGAUUUCGAACAGGUGACAAUAUUCGGCCUCUCGGUGUCGCAAAGCCUACAUUUUCUUUAAAAUACUGGUGCUACUGUUUAAAUGUGAAUUUUUAGCAGCGGCAUGCAAACAAAAACAUGUUUAGAUCAUACAGCAAUAUAAACAGAAAGUCUUAAACCCUAUGUAGAUAUGCUUUUUCUCCCUUGUUCCCUGGGUGGUGCUCUUUUGUUAUCAGGACCAGGUGUAUUGAAACUAAUCUCACAGCAUAAUGUUCUUUACAAAAUUCAUGUACUCUGAUAAACAGUGACAUUCUCUCAUCGAUGCACCUGGAAAGUGAAGGGGUCGAAAAGAAAGGGCUCUUGGACCCAUUAGUUGCCCCUGCUUGCUCCCCUUCUGUGGUUGCUUCUUUUCCGAAAGUAAUUCAAACACUGUUAGAGAUUGGAUAUAAGCUUUUUCAAACGGUUGACUGUCUUAUCAAAGCAAAAAACAGCAAAAACACCCUAUGACUUCUAAUAUUUGAAUGUUGCAGCAUGGUUAGGUAUAUGUAAUAGUAAUAAGUAAUAAGUUUGGAUACAUUUGAACUGGAGUUGGGAGUUUCAGUAACAGCAGAUAUUCUGGUAAGGAAUUAAUUUGGAAAUGCAAACAGGAUGGUAUCCAACUAAAACAUACUUGGAAUUGGCCCAUUAAAAUCAGUGGAAUAAGUCCAUUGAUUUCAGUGGGUUUAUUCUGUGUAUUCAUGUUUGAGCAAGAGAGAGAUUAAAUAAGUUUGGCCCUUUUGACAAUGUUUGUUUAAAGUAACUGAAUAGCACACUUAUUUAAAAUUGCUUGAUUACAUUUCCCUUGAUGUGAAUUAAUUAAGUGGUUGGUUCUUAUGUCUUUCUUCCCAUAAUCCUUUGUCACAGGUCCUAGCGCCACCAAUCUUAUAAUAGGCUCCAUCGCUGGUGCCAUCCUGGUAGCAGCUAUUGUCCUUGGGGGGACAGGAUGGGGCUUUAAGUAAGCAAUGCCGCAUGUCUUCUCUUCAGUGGCUAUGGCAUAUCUCUCUUCUGCUUACAUCACUAAAUUUUGAGUUCCUGCUACAAGAUCUCCGGUAAUAUUUUACUGUAAUAAAUCUGUGUUUAGUGAAGGGGCUAAAAUAUGCGUUACAAAAUCUCAAAGUUGUCACCAGGAUGCAAAGUUGUCAAAAUGGCAAAACCAGUAGAUUAAGAUUAAUGGCCUCAAUGAAUGUGAGCCAGAAUGCUGGUUUAAAAUGGGGAAAGUACAGUGGUACCUUGGUUUACGAACUUAAUCCAUUCCGGAAGUCCGUUCUUAAACCAAAGCGUUCUUAAACCAAGGCGUGCUUCCCCAUAGCAGCGGGGGACUCAAUUUACAAAUGGAACACACUCAACAGUAAGCGGAACAUGUUCUGUGUCCAAGGCAAAGUUCACAAACCAAAACACCUACUUCCGGGUUUGCAGCAUUCUUAAUCCAAGUUGUUCAUAAACCAAGCUGUUCUUUAACCAAGGUACCUCUGUACUGUUUAUCUGCUUGUGCUGUUAUAAACACCUUAUAGGAAGUUUCCCAUUAUGGUAGGAAUUCUAGAGUCUAGAUGUACCUGCACCUGAACAUGCUCAGAUAUCCAGGAACUAGAAUAUAAAAAUAUACACCAGAUUGACAAAUUGUAUGAAUUUGUACCUUCUCAGGGGAUCUCUUCCAGUGGUAAAGCAGUGAGCUGCUUUAAUCAUGCAAAGUACAGCCCUGAAGGUUGGUGCCUCGUUACAAGUCUGCUGGCAGCCUGCCCUCUGCGUUCACAGCAGGCAUGGAAUGAUCAACCUAGCUGUCUGAACUGAUUUUUAGAGCAAAAUUAGAAAAUAUGGAGAAUGCAUGGCUGUUGUCCUGUAAGCAACAGUUGGUAUCAGUGCAGCACUUUGACAUGACCUUGUCUUUUGAAAGUUUCUUUGUCCUCAGUGCUUCUGCUUAGCUGCUGCUUGCUAGCACAAGGGAAUUUUCAGCACAGUGAAGCCAUGUCGUGCAUGUUACCUUGCUAGAAGUAACACAAAGCAUUUGAGGGGAGGGAGGGAGAUGGUUCUGAUGGGUUCUCAAUAGGCGUGCAUUCUCCAUCAUGCUAGUUCUGCUGUUGAAGACUCUUGUUAUGUACAGAUGCAUUUAAAAGAUGAAAAACCGCUUUGGGUAAGGGAAAGGUUGAGACCUAACUCCUUCCCUGCCAGUUUCUACUCAAACUAUAUAUUCCCUUCUCUUCCCACCCCCCAACAGCUUCCCCCACUGUAAGGUUUUGAAAUUUGCUAAGGCAUUGAGAUGACAAAAAUUUAAUACAUACUAGUCAGUGCCUGACUAGUUCGUUUAUGGAAAUUUGUUUGCAAUCUCUGUUACUCUUUUGAGAAAUCCUUUUUCUCAGAGAGUUUACUUGGGAACCAUCCCUUUCAUUUAUAAGAUAACUGCUAACAUUAAGAUGCUGUGAGAUGUGAACUGCCCUAUGGAUGAAGGGCAGUAUAAUAAGUAAAUAGAUAAAUACAUUUCACCAGUUGUAAUUAGAAGUGAAGAUUACUGUGACGCAAUAGUCCAACAGCAUCUUCAAGACACCAAGAUGGCUUCCUCUCUUGUAGUAUUAGAAGCAUCUUCUCUAUCUCUUUGCACACCCUUCCUACCAGAUGGCUCUUGCUGUCAGUAUCUGACAGCACAGAUCAUCUGGAGAGAAGGAACACUUGGAUUUGUUUAAGUUCUCCCUUCCUGCAUUGCAGGGGGUUGGACUGGAUGUCCCUCGGGGUCUCUUCCAACUCUUCAAUUCUAUGAUUCCACCUCCUCCUUCCCUCCCCAUUCGGUAGGUGAUCUGCGCUAUCUUUCCCUAUAUAUAGCAUUGUAGUUUGGGGAAGGUUCUGUGAAUGUAGCAGCUACAAUUACUGUUGCUAGGAUUGCCUAAGAGCCACAUUCGUUGUUGGCCCAACCUUCUGCGGGGCUCGUGCCAGAUUCCUCACAUACUCUUGCCUAUUCACACACAUGCACACACACACCCUGUUGCUGAUCUGCACAAAGCAGGUGUUAUCACACUCUCCGCUCAUCAAAUGAUCAAUCUGAUAUUUGUGGAGUGGAUGAUUUGCAUGUCUUUGCCCACCCUAGUGCAGUGUCUACAUAAAAAUAAUUAUUUUGCUGCUGCCACCAAAAUUGUGGAGUCUUGGUAGCAGAGCAGAAAUAAAUUGUUCAGAGGUUGGGUUAGGUCCCCAAACUUUAUGCCAUGCUUCAUGCCAUUCAAAACAUUCACUCGAAGGUGUUAGUUUUAUUGAGAUGAACCCCAUUAAAUUAAUAAACCACCCAUUACCCAUUCUGAACCACCUGUGAUUUAUUAUCAUUCACAAAUGCUCUCAAUCUUUCAAUGUAAAUAGUCAUAAAUAGUUACGCUAAGAUGGUAUUGCUUGAGCAUUUAUUUAUCACGUUGUUUUUUUACAUACAGAAUUAUGACAUAAAUUCAGAUGUGAUCAAUAUUGCGGUUUACAUAUGAUCAGGAAAUAUAAUGCUUACCUAAAACCAACAUUCAAUUUGUGUAACUGAUCAGUUACUGGAGCUCAGAUCCAUGAGGCAAAUUAUUCGCCUCUUAAUGGAGUUCUAAGCUUUCCAUGGAAGUUUGUGCAUGCUGGCACUCUGUAUCAUGGGAUCACCAUAGUAAAAUCAAAAGUCUUUGUUGUAUGUGUUGAAUAUAGAAAAUUGACACAAAACCCCAUCAGUGAAGUACAUAUAAAAGAUUCAAAUUUUGACUUCAGGCACAUAUAUUUCUAUUUUAAUAAAGAAUGUGGGGGGGUUUGUGUGUGUGUCAAUGUACUUACUGGGUUAUUAAACUUCAUGACCUUUAAUUUUACCACUGAUACUCUAAAAGUGAAUAAAGCAAAGUAUGUGUUUAAAUGAAGGCUUGAGCCAUACCAGCCCUCCCGCCCAAUUUCCUUAUAAACUACAUAAUACUAUAUUGAUCCUUUUGACUUUUGUCCAUUCACACUUUAGUCAUCUCUAGCAUAUAUUUCCCACUUAGAUAAUACUUUGCAUCCUGUGUGUCAUUCUAGUGUACAAUAUAUAUAUAUACAACGAAAUAAUUUGGUUCCCCGGUAUGGACAACGGUUCUCUAUAAGUAUCACAAUAGUUCUCUUAUUAAUUUAAAAUGAAAGUAUUUUAUUCUGUAGCAGAACCUCAAAUAUGAUGGCCUCGCCUAGCUCACAGCUUGAAGUGCAUGUUUCUUUGGGGUAAAACUGAAAGAAGUAUUCACUGCGUGGAAGAGGCCUAGCCCAGGUAGGCCGCCUUAUAUUUUGCUGCUUCAUUGAGUAUGUGUGAGGGUUAUUGCGGAGCCGAGAAUGCUUAUGAUAAUUUGGUAGGAAUGGAAGAAAGAAAAUUCACUGCAAAGCAGCGGGACACGGCGCUGGUUUCAAAAGUUUUCGUGGUGUCUCUGUUUCAGAGCUGUAUCCAACACAGCAGGCACAGAACCAGACAUUUAGUUUAUGAAUACUCAUUUUUCUGAACUUUAUUUGGGUUUGGAUCCCGGUUUGUGCAGGCAGAAGGCCACUCACUCCAGCAGAGCUUUCCUUGCCCCCUUGUCUACAUUGCAGCUCCGCAUCUUCCGAAAAGCCACUUCUGAGUAUCUGAACAGGAUGGGAGAGGGGGCCUGGGGACCUGCAGAGGGAGGAGGAAGGUGAAAUUCAAGAGGAGGCAAGGAGUGGCUUUUCAGGCGGCCCAGAGGACCCCAUUGAGGACAAAACGGGUAGGAAAUGUCUGUUUAAACAGUCUUCUGCCCAUGCAGGUCCAGAUACAAACCAUUUUGUAUUCAGUAUUUGGAUUUUAAAAUAAUACUGUUCAGUUGAACAGUACAAGUUUAGUACAAAUUUAGGUGUUCAUGUGAUCUGUUUUCUCAACUGUGAAAGGUUUCAUUCAAAUGACCUUUCUGUUUAACUUUUCUAGACACAACCGAUUUUCCUGAUAAUUUCAUUCAUGAUUUUCCCAAACGUUUUGCCCUAAGCAGCCUUAUAAUAGAAAACAACAUAAUGUUGAUGAUACUGUAUGGGUCCCCUGAGAGCCUGCAGGACAACCCCCCAGUUUCUAUCUGUGCACCCAUAAACGACUGAAAUACACGUGCAUGGUUUUUACAAUCCUUUUAAUUAAAACAAACAAACAAACAAACUUGAAUUCUUUGUAGCAUAGAUAGUUGGAGAGAAUUGUACUGACACUGUACAUGACGGAAUACGUACAUUAUUCUUUUUUAGCAAUAUCUUCUCUCUUGCGGUGUGAUGUGGCAGGUACAUGUCAAAGUGUUUUUAGUGUACGUGUUAAGGCAGGAAAGGAAUCAGUCUUGACCUCAUGCAGGGUGAAAAAGCAGCACUGUGUUUUUGUAAGACUGGCGGUGUUGCUCGAUUUCUGUCUCUGUAAUACGUUGCGCAGAAGCUUGCCCUCUCCUUUCCUCUCUUUGUACCAGAGAUGGUACAACUUCUUUGUUUGUGGGAGACUAUAUUCUGUUUUCCUGACUGUUUCCCAGGGUCUGGAAGCAUUGACCUCAGUAAUGAGGCUAACUCCAUCAGUAAGAUUAUAAGUGUGCAGGGCAUGUAGGCAGGCAGAGGUGUGGCAACACAUUGAAAAUCUAAAUGAGAGGUGUAUCAUUGAAGUUGUGUGCCUCAGGAACCACAUGAAUUUGCUUGAGUAGCAAGAUCUGCCCUGUGGACUGUUGGCAACCAGCUCUAUCAUCUCUUUAAAUCAUGAAUGAGCAACCUCUGGCCCAUAGGUAUAGUUAAGGCCCACCCCAGGUCCCAGUUUGGCCUGUGAGGCUGUUUCCCCAAAGCCACACCCAUCCACUCUGAACCUGGCAUCACACAGGCAGCUACGAUUGAACAGUUGCGAACCUUAACAUCUGAUCAGCUGAUGGAUCAUGACAGCAAGCUGCUGGCAUCAACUGCUGUAGUGCAGCCAAUGGAAAGUAUAAUAAACAUUUGAGGGCUGACUGUAUACCAGUAGAAUAAUCCUAGGCGGUUUUAAAAGCUGCUGAAUGUGUGAAAACUCAGGUCACUCUAGUUUGCUUGCCAUGAUCUCACAUCAUGCAAUUAAGCCAUACAUUUUGCAAAUAAGGGAAGACCAUGAGCCUUGUUGGGCUGAUAUGCUACAGAUACGGCACAUCUCUUUUCUUCCAACAGACACAGCAAGUACUGUUUUCUAAUGUUAGCCUUGUCAAUAUACAAUAAUUAAAGGAUUCAUUAUGAGGGAGGGCAGAGAUGCAUUCUUUAUAUUCUUCUCACUCAUUUCAUUUUGUAUGAAGAUCUGCAGAAUUUUUUUUUAUAAUGGAGGGUGAAAUGUUUAGUAUUACCAAUGUACUAUUUUACAAACAAAGAUAAAGUGAUGAUGUGCAUCCUAGGUUGUUUUUUUUUAAAAAGAAGAAGAAUAAAGACAUUUUUAAUAUUUUGAAAAGAGGAAAAUAUUUCCCGGUCGAAAAGACAGUUUCUGAGUCUGCAGGUACAUUUCUUUCUUGCUUUGCAGUGCAGAAAAUAGCUAUAUCCUUUCCCCGCCCUCCUUUGCUUUCAGUUUUUAGAGGGACAUGAGACAAGAUGGAUUCUACUUAGCGUUUUCUCUGGGGGAGGCAAGAAUAGUAGCUUGGAAAGUAUGGAAACCAACCUGAGGCCUGAAGAUGUGAUCUCAUGUCUAUAGCGUCACAACUUUGUAUGAUUUCUUAGAGGAAAAAUAACAUGCCAACUUUUAUUACCAAGACGGUAGUUAGCUUAUGAUGUAGUCUUGCGCACGCUUACUUGGAAGAAAGUCCCAUUGAAGUAAAUGAGACUUGCUCUUGAGUAGACAUGCAAAGGAUUGUACUGUAAGUAUUAGUACUGAGAGACACAAUCUGUCCUGACAGAGCAUUUCUAGCUAUGUAGUUUUCACGUCUAUUGAGAUCUGAGUUUUAUAAACUGUCAGUUACAUUUUGUAUGUUGUAAACCAAAGCAAAAAAAUAAUUGCACUGUUCUGUUGCUCUUGAACCGCAUUUUUUCAGUACCUCUAUCAAUGCAAGGUUAAUUGUAUUACUGUGAAAAACUGACUUUGAAUUCAUAUAAUUUAAAAUACAGGUUUUGGCAUUGCUUUCAAACUCUCCAUCAUGAAAAGCAUUGUGAGGUAUAAAAACAUUGUUAGCAAAGACAGUGUCUUUAUUAUUCACACUAAAUUUCAGAGUUAUCCAUUACUCUGUUGCGGCUAGAACAGCGAGAGUCCUAUGGUACCUUUAAACACAAACAGUGCAAACCCGUACAUGUCUGCAUGUCUACUCAUUGUAAGUCCCAUUGAGUGCAAUGGAGCUUACUCCAAGGUAAGUGGAAAUAGGAUUGUAAACUAACUGAUUCAUUAUGGUUUAAGCUUUUGUGGAUUAGAUGCACAAAAUGUUAUUCUCAGUUAUAUAUGCACGUAAGUACAGUAAAAGAACAUUCAGUGAAGCCAGUAGGCUGUGUGAUACGAAAUGCAACAGGUCUGCAGAGAAUCAUGGUCUAUCCACAACAGCUGCCAUUGGUGAUACUUUAUCUUUUUGGCAAUUUAUGCUGGUAUUCCAAGGUAGAAAAGUAAAACGAAAGCAAAAACCUGAUCUCACUGCGUUAGAAAUCUCAGACCCACCAUUGCCGAAUGAGCAGUAGCGAGAUUACUCCAUUCUAUGGGAAUAAUGUAAUCACUGUGGUUAAUAGCACAUAUAUUUGGGGUUUCUGUGUACGAAAGGCAAUGAAAAAGGGUUCUUCUGCAAUAAUGUACUGAUCUGAAAAGUGCAUGUUUGAGUUAGUUACGUGGCACAAAAGCGAAGCCUGAAAAUAACUGCCUUUUUGCCGUUAUCCACAACUUACCACAAUAAGCGCAACAACUGAUGUUUAAAUUCUAUUCACUGCAGCCACCGUUGCAGGAGCAUGCAGUGGAGGAGACCCAAGGCUUUAUGUUCCUUGCCGUUAGGGAAUCUGUGAAAUCCUGCUCUAUGUUUUACUGCAUGACAAUUUGGUGGCGGUAGCGGUACACCUGCCCAGUGUUAUAAGACUAAAUGCAUGAGCCCCUUGCUUGAUGCCCCACAUAAAGCCAGAUUAUGGGGAGGUUGCAUCCAGUUUUUGUGUUGCCUUGUAAUGUCUUGCUGUUUAUUUAUAUACAGUACUGGUAUAAUAGGAGAAUGGACGUUUCUACGAAAAGUUUUGUUUGCUAACAACAGCAGCAAAAUUGCAGUGGUGCAACUAACACGUUCUGGUGUCCAUUCUUCUUCACAAGCAGUUUCUCGGCAUCUGUUGCCGGAGACUGGAAGUAUUUUGUGCCCUAUUGUAGUAAAGGCUUGCGCAGGGGACCCACAAAUUGUUUUAUAUUUUGGCUUCGUUGAAGCCUUUCAGAACAGCGACCUUUGGCAGCAAUAA